GACGAGCCCGUGGAACAGGCGCGGCUGCCUGCUCGCCCCGGGCGGGGAAAGGAGGAAUAGGAGAACGUGAAGGGAGCGCGAGAGCAGGUUGCCACACGUUCGCAGAGCGCGAGCGAGAAAGAGGCAACGAGCACCUGGGAGGCGCCGGGAGCGGCGUGGUCGCCCCGCUUUAUUCUUUUCCACACAGCCGUCGUAGCGAGCAGCAAACGGCCCUUCCCGCCUCUCUCCUCAGCCCCGGCACUCCUUCGCCUUUUCCCGCCUCCCCAGCGCCACAAGGCAGCGUCAGGUGUCGUGCCGAAGCGGGCAGUGCGCCUGUGCGGCAAAGCAUUAUUCUCUCCAGCUCCCGUGCCCAGCCGCGGAGGAAAGUAAACCGCAGCUAGCGCGCCGGAGGAGGAGGAGGAAGAUGGCGGAGCCGGGGCCAACGCGGACGUCUCCCUCGUACCCACGGGCGUCAGGUAGGACAUAAGAGUGUGUGUGUGUGUGUGUGUGUGUGUGUGUGACCCAGCAGGUGUGGUUUGUGGGAAGGUGCUUGGCUUGCUUUUUUAUUUUUGUAUUUUUUACUUUGCAGAGAAGACUCUUUGCUGCUUUCCCCCCUUGUACACCCAGCCACCCACCUCAGUGGAGGGCGGGUGAAAGCUGCGAGGGGGCCGGGCAGGUGCCCUUCCGUGCUCCUUGCCCUCCAUGCUGCAACGUGGUGUUGCCGCCGCCGCCGCCGCCAGUCUCCGUGUGGCAGCGUGAUUUAUUUGCAAGGGGUGGGUGUGUGCGCGGUGACAUUUGGCAAGCGGGCGCGCUGGGUAUCGUAGCAUAGCUGAAGCCGGGAAGGCGCCAGAACCAAGCCUUGGUGGUGGUGGUGGUGAUGGUGCGGGGGGCGGGGCGGGGAUUGUACUGGAGAGUCUAUUGUAAGGAUGAUAGGAGGCCUCACCCGAGGCGAGGAAGAGGAUGGCCUGGAAGAUGUAGGGGGGGUUGGUUUGUUUUUUUUUUGCAGGAGAGCUUUGUUGCUGGUAAUUGGGGAAGGUCAAGGAUAGCACAUCAAAUCAGAGGGAGAAACUAGACGAAAACCAACGUUUGGGCGGUGGGUCUUCUUUACCCAGGCAUCAAUAACGCUCCUUUGCUGACUCGCUGUCAUAGGAAACACGAGGCGGGCAGUAAAACGACAGGAAAGGAUCGCUGUGCUGUUAGGGCUUUUGUAUUCUCUUUUACCAGCAGACGAAACCUUUUAGUGCUUUAAUGGUGUAUGGUCUCCUUGGUUGUAAAACAAGGCUGUCUUUGGUGUUCACUGGAAAGGGGAGUGUAAAAUGGUAAUGUCUCCUGUGAGGCUAAUGUUACUUGGUUAAAUAUGCAGAGGUGCAUAUUUUGAUUCCAAAAUAAUGCUUUUUUUUGUUGCGUCUUUACAUGUCUCUUUAUGUCGUUUAAACCUGUUGGAUUGGUGCUGCGAGGCGGAUCCAAGCACAAGAGACAAAUUACACAAUCAUGGAGCGUGUUGCCGGAUACUUGAGGUUCUGCUUUUAACCAGGGGACUUGGGACUCAGGCCAGUUCCACCAAUGCUUUGGACUGUCCUGUGUGAGCAGAGAAACAAACAAACAAAUAAAUAACAGGCUCCUUUCUAAAACUUGGCUACCUCUUCAAAGAUCUAGCAUGCUUUGAAUUUAGCAGAUAGUCCUGUAAAAGCUGGUGAUAAGAAGUCUAAUCUUUUCAAUCAGUUAAGUUUUCAUCAGUCAGUUGCUGCAGCUCAGAAGGCUGCCCAGCAAAAUGGUGCUCCACUUUGGUUUCUUAAAUUCUGACAUGGAUCUUGUAUUAUUAUAUUUAUAUCUCACAUUUCUUCUAUUGUGGAAUUCAAGGUGGCCUGGUGUCCAUGUGGCUUCUAGGCAGGAACCCAUCCAGGCACUGACCAGACUUAACUGCUUACCUAGGUUUUGAAUGUGACUCUCUAUGGGAGACCCACAAGUCCAAAUUUCCUUAGUAUGGCAAUCCGUCAAUUUAUUAUCACAAGAAUUUUGGACUUUGUGUCUUUGGUGACAGUUACUUUGGGGCAUUUUAAUUAUAAGAUUACCUAUUUUAUCACCAUUGCUUGAGGCAUAAAAUCAAAAAUUUACACAACGCACCCCUAUUAAUUGAAAUUUGUUGAAACGUUUAGAGAACUUAAAUUCCCACAGCAAAACUGAAUAACUUUUUAAGAACACUAACCAUCUGCUUUGAAGAUAUUCCUGUGCAUCGAAGGAGAGCUGUAAUAGUCACUCAAACAAACUCCCUUUAUUGAGUACCUUCUCGUGAACUAUCACUGCAUCUGCCCCCAGCCAGCAGUUCCCAAAUGUUAGAAUGUAAGACUCACACACUUUUAAUGUUUUGUUGCAAGUUGUAAGAGACACAGUUGUAAGUAGUAUUCAUCAUGCUUGUUAAGGAUUAAAAGCAAUUAUUUUGGGUUUACCUGUGUCUGUGACCCACUUGCACCGGCUUUGUGACCCAUUUGUGGGUCAUGACCCACAGGUUGGGAAACACUGCCCUAAAGGAUGACUAGCUUCAUGCAAAUUUUAGAAAAGUUUCAGUGCUACAGUAGUGUGAUAGCAUUUUUGUGACUUCUUGUGACACAAGCUUUUGUAGGUAGUGACCUACAUUGAUUCAUUAUGGGUAUCUAAUACAAAUUCCAGAAUAGUCACUACAUUAAUUGUUUUAAAUUCAUUUCCUUCACUUCAAGCCCAUUGCACAGUAAACCAGUUAGUUAAAGAUGGCAGCAAAAGCCCUAUCACUUUCAAAUGUAUAUGUGUGUUCAAGUUCUUGACUUUAAAAACCCUACCCUAUACAAUAAGCCAACCUUGAUGGCAGAAAGUGAGGAGGAAUUAAAUAACCUUUUAAUGAGGGUGAAAGAGGAGAGCACAAAAUAUGGUCUGAAGCUCAACACCAAAAAAUUAAGAUCAUGGCCACUGGGCCCAUCACCUCCUGGCAAAUAGAAGGAGAAGAAAUGGAGGCAGUGAGAGAUUUUACUUUCUUGGGUUCCAUGAUCACUGCAGAUGGUGACAGCAGUCACGAAAUGAAAAGACACCUGCUUCUUGGGAGAAAAGCAAUGACAAACCUAGACAGCAUCUUAAAAAGCAGAGACAUCGCCUUGCCAACAAAGGUCCAUAUAGUUAAAGCUGUGGUUUUCCCAGUAGUGAUGUAUGGAAGUGAGAGCUGGACCAUAAAGAAGGCUGAUCGCUGAAGAAUUGAUGCUUUUGAAUUAUGGUGCUGGAGGAGACUCUUGAGAGUCCCAUGGACUGCAAGAAGAUCAAACCUAUCCAUUCUUAAGGAAAUCAGCCCAGAGUGCUCACUGGAAGGACAGAUCCUGAAGCUGAGGCUCCAAUACACCUCAUGAGAAGAGAAGACUCCCUGGAAAAGACCCUGAUGUUGGGAAAGAUUGAGGGCACGACAGAGGACGAGAUGGUUGGACAGUGUUCUCGAAGCUACCAGCAUGAGUUUGACCAAACUGCAGGAGGCAGUGGAAGACAGGAGUGCCUGGCGUGCUCUGGUCCAUGGGGUCACGAAGAGUCGGACACGACUAAAGGACUAAACAACAACAAUACAAUAAGCAAAAACUAACUACUGUACUAUCAAUUGACCAAAAUAUUGUUUAAAGAAAAGUAGUUCAGCAUCUCUCUGAAGAGGAAGUCACAGUGAUAUUUUGUGUCAUUCAUAUUUUAUUUUCUAUAAACAGAUUCCAACAAGUCUAUUUGUUUCUAUGUUCCUUCAUCCUCUGAGCACUGAUUAGCCAUGAGCUGAGGAAAAACAUAUAUAUAUAUAUAUAUAUAUAUAUAUAUAUGCCUGUAGCAUUGGAUAAAUUGAAAAAGUAUGUGAGAUGUUUGGGUUUAAAAGCUGACCUUUGGAUCCAACCUUAGUUGAGUUAGUUAGGCACACCAUUUCCCUGUAAAGUAUUAUUUUCACAAGUAGACAUUAAAUACAGCAGCCUGAAGCGCAUGGUGUGCGUCUCUCCUGGUCCACCCUGUAAAUCCAGGCUUACAAUGAACUUUUAGACAGGUACAUUUGUGUUGUAUGAGCUAUUUUAGGAACGCAAACCACAAUUUUUUAUUUAAUCUGUUACUCUGGGAUUCCUAUUUCACAUGUUCUGUGGAAAAUACAAGCAGUAGUCGUAUACAAAACCAUGCCUUCUUGGUUGCAUUAUUCGCUUUACUAUGAAUUCUGGCUUUGUCAGAAGCAAACGUAAAGUCAGAAAUCCUACUGAAAAUUAAGAGUGCAAUCUUAUGCAUGAUUACUCAGACGAAAGUUUCACGGUGUUCGGCAGGGUCUUUGUGCAUAGGAUUUCAGCCUUAGUGUUCUUGAUUUCAUUUAGUUCAGUGUGAUUUGCAGAUUAGCUUGUGGGAAUUCCCUACUGAAGACAACAUUCAGCUGGUAAUGCAGGAUCAUCAGUAUGAAAGAUGUUCAGGAAGUUGCUCAGCUCAUCUGUAUUUGAAAUAAAGAAUUACAGUACAUUAUUAAAAUGCUAACCUUUGUAGUUGAUCAGCACUAAUGCAUUGCCUGAAAGAAAGCAUGCUUCCAUUUUUAUAUCGUUGCAAGAGACCCCCAGCCCCUGUAAUAUAUUAGGAAGAAUGACCAGAUUUCUUUGUCAUAGCUGAAUGUGUGUGUGCACCUUCCUCAGCUACUCACUGACUUCUUCACUGGAUAGUUCAGCUGAAUUCACUAACACUAUACAGGUUUAAGGAGUUAGAGCUUCCCUUGAUGGUGGUUUUAUAGGUUACUGAGCAAUUUACCAAACUUAACAUUUUUAUAUAAUAUAAGCCUGUUUAUGUAGGCAAUACACAUCACACAUUUUUUCAUCCAUUCAGUGUGUAUUAAAGGGUUGCACUGUAAAAUAAAAAUUUCUUUAAUAUUUAGUAUGGAACAAAUUGAAAAAGCAAAACUUUUGUCUUCACUGGAAUAUUUACGUUACAGAAAUGUUUGGGAAUGUUAAUGAAAUAGGAUAGUCCUUUUACUAUGUGAAAAAAUUUCUUGUAAAUGGCACUUUAGAGUAUGCUUCACUCCUACGAUUUUAAAAAUUAUUAAAAUUAUAAAGUAGGUCAGGAGCUGUAUAGAACAUUGUGAUAUGACUCUUAGAGGAAUUGCAGUCCAUUAAGACUAUGUUUUUAUCACGGCUGUAUUGGCUGCCGUGAUUUGGUAAUUGUUCCAGUUUUAGUAUGUUAUACUAUUGUUCAAUUGGUUUGUGUGUAUAGUUAGGUUUUUGGUCUAUUGUAAGAUGGAUGAAGGGUGGUAUAUAAAUGGAAUAAAUAACAAUGAUACAGGAUGGGGCAAAUGUAGAGAAUGGACAAAUAGGGAUGGGGCUAGAGUCAAAUUCAAAGAGGGGGCAGCCAGCUUCUCUGAUGUUAGGAUGGUUAGCAAAAGCUUUGCUGAAAAAGUAGGCAAGCCUCAUUCAGUCAGGUAUGAAUUCAGGUGAGUAUCAUUGAUAUAUGUGUGUGUGCACGCACACUUAAAAAAAUAAAUAACUUGGCUGGGAUUCAGAAUACUCCUUCUGGUGCGGCUCAAGGACUUGAGCAUGGCCAGUGGAAUUGUGGCUUUUUCUCUUUGAAUAGUAGACAUUCAUUCCAUAUUCUCAUUAAUGAGAACUUCUUUUUCUAACUUUGAUGGGGUGUUGUAUUUCAUCUCAGGUUUUGCCAUAUUUUCAAUUAAUGUAAUGACAUUUGCAAACUUUAGAGCCUUGCUAUAGCUGUAAGUGGUUGCUAGGCUUCUCCCCACCUUUUCCUGUCACUUGUAUUUUGCCAGGAGUAUGCAAUUUUGUUAGUGUGAGAUGGUAAUUGAAGCUUUUCAUUAUGCAGGGGGGCUGUCACUAACAUGCAUGGUUUUAGAUGCCCAUGUGUAAUAAUAUUUACAUAUCAUUUUCAAAACUAGCUGAUCGUUAUGUUUCACCGUACUGUGAAAGAAUUGCUCUCAAAUGCAGAGUCUUUUUUGAAAAACAACUACAAUUGUAUUUAGGACGUAUUCUAUACAUUGCUUCUGAAAUGUUAGAAUAUAUACUGUCUUUGAAAGAGAGAGGACAUGCAAUUCUUUAUACUAAUUAACUCUAAAUGCUAAUAUAGGUAUGAGUCAAGAUUAUAAUACAGCAAUAUUGUCUGUGCCAUAUCAGAGCUGGAAAGCCACCAAGGAUAUAGUUUCAACCUGCCAGAACUAACUGACUCUUGCUUCCCUUUGUAUGUAUUAUAUUGAUUUCAAACGUAUACAGUUCUUCUGAGGAGCCCAACUGUUCCUGAUGAGUGGUAAUCAAUUCUGGCUCGGCAACUGCCUUCUUCUAUUCAUCAUAACAAAAUCAAUUUGAUUUGGAGCUGAAACAAUCCAUUUGAUCACGGCUGCAAUUUGUAACGUGGAGCAGAAUCUUCCUCCUUUAAAAAGAAGGUUGUUUGCUGGUGAAACACAGAAAAUUCAAGGAAUGCCCAUUGGGACUACCUUCCCAUAGGCUGUGUAGCAGGUUUGGUUUUUCCCUUUAGACCUUGAAAAUUUGUUAGUAACCUUAACUGUUUCCUGUAAAGGUUUUCCGCUUUUCUAUUUAAAAUACAUCUCUCCUAGUAAGGGUGCAGUUGGGUUUAUCAAGGAGACCUGCUCCUGCAUCAUAAGGAGCUUUUUCACACUAGUGCUGGACAUUAACAGGAGCACGUAGCACUAAUAUGGAUAUAUAUAUAUAUAGGACUCUUUUUUCAGGAGAAAAUUUUAAAAGCCCUGAAUGUUUUUAAAUUAAAAAAAGGAAAAAAGAUUGGACAUUAGAAUUCCAGGCAAACUCCCACAUGCUCCAGUGAAUUUAUCUGACAGCUGUGCCAAUGCAUGAUUAGUUCCAAGGAAAAUGCACUUGCAGCAUUUUAAGGCAAGAAGAUACGGGUUAAAAGCUGGCCUGUACCGUCUACUAUGUUGCACUGAUAAAAACUGUUCAUAUGGGCAACUCUGUCACAUUACAGUAUUUUGUUUGAAGUUGACCUUCCUUGAGCUGAAUAGCUACAAAGGGAACAUCAGGAUCUUUACACUGUCUGGCCACCAAUACCUUUGGCUUCUUUUCUUUUGCCUAGUGAGCAGUUAAGUUCUGUUAAACACCUUACACAAAUCCAGAGUGGAGUCCCUAAGACAGUUGGAUGGCGCCUUAUACGCCUCCUUCCGGCAACUCCUGCUGCCAAGUUGUUGCCAAACGUAUUGCUCUGUUUUCCUUUGGACCACACCAGCAAGGCCAGGAGGAAAGUCUUGUCGUCUGGGAAGACCAGGACUUCCGUACUCGCUACCCAGGCUUGUGCCCAAAGGAAAUCACUUUGGUGCUGCUAACACAGCCAUUUGACUUCAGCCCGUAGGCACACUCCAUUGUCUCUCGAGACAAACAAAUGCCAACAAAUCUGGGACCUUAUGAUGAAUGGCAGUUAAUAACUCAAAUUGGUGAUGAUCGUAUAAAUAUUCUGAAGAAGGUAGAAUCUACAGUUCUGUGUACAGUCAUACCUUGUGUUGCAUUUGCUUCAUGAUACGUUUGCAUCCCGCGGCAACCUGGAAGUACCGGAAAGCAUUACUUCUGGGUUUCGCCGCAUGCGCAGAUGUGCAAAAUGAUGUAAUGCGCAGAUGUGGCAUGUGCAGACGCAGGUUGCGUUCUGCUCAUGUUGCGAAUGGGACUCUGGAACGGAUCCCGUUCGCAACCAGAGGUACCACUGUAGAAGCAUAAGGAUCUAUGGACGAUGUAUGCAACCUAGAUUAUCUAGGUUAUAAGAGGUUUUUCUAAUUGGGUUUUAUAAACAAGGAUCAUAGGACUAAUACAUAAUACAAAUAAAUAGGCCAAGUCUUCUUAUCUCAUUUGUAUAUCACAAAAAUAGCAUAAUAAAUUUGCAAUAAUAUCUACACCAUAUGGUUCAUAGUCCGUGUAUAAGUUAUUGGUUAGGUUAUAAGAGUUUUAAGUCUGUGUCUGUUUCAGCUUUUUAUUAAUGUUUCGUUAGCUCCUGUUUCUAAAGCCACUCUCAAUGUUUGCCAUUUGGGACUGGCUGAAACUUAAUACUUGAUAAUUUAAUUGCUGUUUGAACUGGUAGCUUGCACGUGACAUCCCAAUUUUUCCUGAAGUAGCAUAGGCUUGAAAACAUUCUGUUGGCGCUCUUGGCAGAAGACAUGCAUGUUAAUGUUGGUAGAUCAUGUCUCUCUCAUUCCCAUUGCUCCUUAGUAUUAAAAUAUUCAGUUAUUUACAUAGCUUGUGAUUCUGGACUUAGAAAGAUCCAUGGAUAAGAACGGAUUAUCUAGUUUCUCUUAUCUGAAAAUACAACAAAUGAACGCACAUUCUUGGCGAGGUACAGUGACAUGUGUUCUCCUCAUUUUCCAUGGUAUCAUUUAUUAAUAAUCUGCUUUUUAUCCCAACAUUAAUACAUAUUAAUACAGAGGAAAUGUGCAAUAAAAGUACAGACAUACCUCGGGUUGAAGUUGCUUCAGGUUGAGCGCUUUCGGGUUGCACUCCGCGGCGACCUGGAAGUAACGGAAAACGUUACUUCUGGGUUUCGCCGCUCACGCAUGUGCAGAUGGUCAAAAUGACGGCAUGUGCGGAAGCGGCGAAUCACGAUCCACGCAGGCGCAGUUGCGGGUUGCGUUCACUUCAGGAUGCGAACAGGGCUCCAGAACGGAUCCCGUUCGCAUCCUGAGGUACCACUGUACAGUGCAUGCAAUAAAUUAACACCAUGUAAAAUAGCAUUGAAAUUCAUCCAUGGCAAUGCAUGCCCAAAGCAGCUGAUAAUGUUAGAAAAUAAUAAUAUAAUAAAUACAUACAAUAAAAUUUAACUACUUACAUAUGCAUACUUACACCUCCUCUGUUCCAUCACUUGAAAUCUUAAACCUUGCUUUGUUUAAACAAGUUUUAUAGUGGUACCUCGAGUGACAAACGCCUCAGGUUACAAACUCCUCUAACCUGGAAGAGUUACCUCAAGUUGAGAACUUUGCCCCAGGAUGAGAAUGGAAAUUGUGUGCUGGCUGUGCAGCAGCAGCAGCAAGAGGCCCCAUUUGCGAAAGCAUGCCUCUGGUUAAGAACAGUUUCAGGUUAACCUCCGGAACGAAUUAAGUUCGUAACUAGAGGUACCACUGUAUUCUCUUUUUACUCAAGGGGUAUAUAACACCAAGUGACCACAGUUUUCAGCUGGUGAAGAGGGUUCUGGCUCAUGAAAACUUAAGCCACAAUAAAUUUACUAGUAUUUAAGGUGCCACAAGAGUUUUUGUGUGUGCCGCAGUAGAACAUCUACCACAGCAUGUGAUGGUCAAGGCUACUCCUUUAGAUCAUCUGUCUCCUUUUUCACAGGAUGAAUUUGUUCAGUUGUUAUAAAAGCAAGUGUGUAAAACUGCCAGAAAUUUAACUGACAAACUGUGAAGGAAGGUUCAGGCUCGUGCAGUCAUUCUGCCACAAGGCUUCUCAUCAAAGGGAAAGUAGGGAGUUACAUGAGGUGAAAUCAUUGCUUUUAAUGAAGGCUUAAUUGAAGCUUGAUGUGGAAGGAGUGCCUGUAGCAAAGUACCUACUAUGCAGACACUGAAUUUGAAUAACUCUGAUGGAAGCUUAGUUCUUCGACAGAAAUACCCAAGGGGAGUUGACCUCUAUAAAAAGUCAACUUUUUGUUUCAAGUUGUUUUUUUAAAGUUCUAUAGGGCAAGACUGCUAAUCCUACCACAGCCACUGCAAUACAAGUAAAUGGUAACUCUUGGAUGUUUUUAAUUUAGUACACAGGAAAUCCCCGUUUACGUGGGGGUUGCAUUCUGAGGCACUGUGUGCAUCAGUGGGAUGUGCAUAAACCUAUCCGGUUCUGCCUCCCCGCCCCUUUGGGGUGCUGAAAAUGACUCGCAUAUCCGUGGUCAGACACAUGCCAAUCAUGCACAGAUGGGGAGUUCCCUGUAGUGUACUUGUCCUUUUCUCAUGAUAAGCAUAUUUAUAAAAACCAUAGUGAUCUGAGUGUAACAAAGAUGCAAACAAAACAAAAUUACAUCAGCAAGAAAAUAAGUUCUUGAUUCUGAAAUAAGACGCUGCCUGCUAAAAGUGCUUUCAACAGAUUUUUAAAGGGGGAAGUUGUCCAAUAUACAUGGAUAGCUAUCUGAUUCAGUGAGUUUAAACAAUUUGUCAAAUGGAAGCAAGGGUUUUAUAUAAUGUUAUACCUUAUGUAUACCUUAUGUGAUUGCAUACUUCAAAGGUGACAUUAUAUCCCCUGUAACACAUCAGAAAUAUUUGUCAGUGUUUUUACAUGUUGGAUUAUCCAGAUUGUUUUGUUUUUUAUUCUGUUUUUUGUCUUGGUUUGAAAUCUAGUCACUUUUGCAGUUAUGCUGUUGAUAGUUUAAUGAGUGGUUCUAAUCUCUGUUUGAGACUUGAGGCAGAGAAGGAGGCUGGCACGUGGAGCAUUGAGUAUACCACUCUACCUGCAUUUCAUAAUAAAACAGCUAGCUUAAAAUGCCUAAGGACUGCUGGCUUGCCACUAGAAAUUGAAUCACUAUAUCCACCCUGCUCCAGUAGCAAGGGCUGCCCCAAAGGAAGACCUCACAAGUUUGCAGUUCUUGCCUCUGUGAAUUAGGGUUUUGGUGGAAGAAUAUAUGAUUUAAAGAAGCAUUCCCAAGUCACAUUGGUCUUAUCUGCAUAGUGUACCAUAAUAAACCAUAUUUAAUGGUUUGCUGUGAACAUGCUGAUCUCACCUUCCUUGCUCAUCCGCAUUAAUGCACCAGAGAAACAAACCACCAUCCCUGACUUAGAUUGCGUCAGAGCUGGGGAUCAUGGCUGUUUCACGCCAAGUAAACCAUAGGAAGUCAAGGUUUUGUUCUUGGCUCCCUAAUUGCAGUUUGUCUGGAGCGAAACAUGAUCCCUCAUCCAGACACAAUACUAAGCCAGAUAUAGUGGUUUGUUUUUCCUGGGUGUUUGUGGGAAGUAGCGGAGCAGAUGAGCUCAGCACAUUCAUAGCAAACCAUUAACUAUGGUUUGCCAAGCCAUAUAGAUUGUUCCAUUUAACAGUGGUUGGGUCCUGCAAGGUACAUGAACCUCAAAUAAAUCAAAAGUGGUCAUUCUUUAACGUACUGAAUACCUUGGAGGAAGACAGGUGCAAGACAGAAUGGCUUGCAGAAUAAAUGGCUCUAGAUCAGGGUGGUCCUACAUGCUGGCUGCAGGUGGCCUGUAAGGCCUUUUUGGGUGGCCCUUGGUGGACAAGGGAAGGGGGGUCUGCAGGCCAUGCUGUUCUGUAGUGUCCUUGCAGGGUACCUGCACAGCUGGCUCCGAGAGAUGGAGUCUGUGCCAUGCUGCUUUGGUCACCCACUGGUGACAUUGGCGGUAUGGCUUCUCUGGAGCCACCUCCAUUGCACCCUUUGCCGCAGCAGCCCAUUGCUCACUCACUGUCCCGCUAACCUGGCAGAGAAGCUGAGCAGCACCUGUUUUGGCAGCAUUGUUAACGAAAGCACAUGCAUCUGUUUGUGUAUUCAAUUUUCUUUACUAAGUGAAUAUAGUAAAUAUAUUCAUUUUAUUAUAGAUAUUUAAUUAAACAUACUAAUUGCAUAUACAGUGGUACCUCUGGUUAUGUACUUAAUUUGUUCUGGAGGUCCGUUCUUAACCUGAAACUGUUCUUAACCUGAAGCACCACUUUAGCUAAUGGGGCCUCCUGCUGCCGCUGCACCGCCAGAGGACGAUUUCUGUUCUUAUCCUGAAGCAAAGUUCUUAACCUGAGGUAAUAUUUCUGAGUUAGCGGAGUCUGUAACCUCAAGCGUAUGUAAGCCGAGGUACCACUGUAUUAAAUAAUACUAACUAUAUUGCGGACACUUUAAUUUGCGAUAUGGAAAUUUAAUUCAGCAGCUGUUUCUAUGUCAAAGUACUCUUGCGGACCACUUGGUCUGAGAGGGUGGACUGCCCUGCUGUAGAUAUGGAAGAAUGAGAAUGCCAACCUCAGAGCACCUCUGAAGCUCACCUUGCACAUGUUUUAUGAUGGCUAACGAACAUUUGGGGAAAUCCAGCUAAGAAAAUAAUCAGCCAAUUAAUAAAACAAAUUAUAAUCAAAAGUGUUCAAGCAAGGUUGUAUUUUAACUGCUACCUGUUCAUACACUUUGAUUUUUUGGGGGGUGAAUUUGUGUUUAAUAGUCAUAAUUUCUUACAGAUUGUUGUAACAGAGUUAGCGCUUCAUAAACUUUCAGUUGGGUUCAGUUCACAUGUUUAAAAUAACAAAGCAACAACAUCAAAGAAAUGGGUGACUUGUUUCACACUAAUUAUAUAGCAAGAAGUGAGGGAGAAAGCGUAUUGCUUUAUUUAGUAAUGUAUGAUGAUGUCUGAACUAAUAAAUGUGGGUGUUGGUUAGUACUUGGUUAUAUAAAAGAGGACAAUGAUAUUGAGUAAGAAUAGUCCAAACUCAGCUGUCUCCCUUUGCAUAUUAGUAGUGCAUCCGUAUACAUGCCAAGAUGAAUAAUUAUUUUAGUAGAGGAUACAAUAAAAAAGUAAAUAAAACCCUGUGUUGAAUAUGCCCUUAACUGUUUGUGUCAGCCUGGUUGUUUUUUGUCAUUGAUGGUACAGUGGUACCUCGGGUUAAGUACUUAAUUCCGGAGGUCCGUACUUAACCUGAAACUGUUCUUAACCUGAAGCACCAUUUUAGCUAAUGGGGCCUUGUGCUGCCGGAGCACGAUUUCUGUUCUCAUCCUGAAGCAAAGUUCUUAACCCGAGGUACUAUUUCUGGGUUAGCGGAGUCUGUAACCUGAAGCGUAUGUAACCCGAGGUAUCACUGUAUAUUAAAUUGCCAAGGUGGGUGUUUGGGUAACACUUACUUCAGAGACACUUUUUCAUGGUGAUUGAAAUAGAGGUCUUAAAUUUCAAAACAAGAUUCUAAAACACACUGCCCAUGUUGUGAUAUGUUUCAUUUAUUUAUAUUUAUUUAAGAACAUCAGUUAAGUACAUUUGGCCUUCCAUUAGUCUCUGAAGUCUUCUCAAGGUUAGUCCUUAUCUUGCACCCUGUAAGAGAUGUCAAUUCAGCAUUGCUGAGUAAAUGCUGUUCCAGCAGAUUAUGAGCUUGAAAGUGUGUUUUGAAAGCAAUACAGUGGUUUGUUCUGUAGCACAGCAUUAUUGAGGGUAACUAAACAGCCAUGGUUUUAAUUAGAGCUUUGUUUGCUUUUUGUAAGGAAAAAAACACCUCUAUCUGUGAAGAGAUCUUCAUUGUAGGAUGCAUCUGGUUUUCCUAGUCUGAAGUACAAAACCAUGAAUCAAGUAUUUUACUGGGUUUAAGCCGUUUAGCCACUCCUGUUCAGAGUACAGUGAUACCUCAGGUUACAUACGCUUCAGGUUACAUAUGCUUCAGGUUACAGACUCCGCUAACCCAGAAAUAGUGCUUCAGGUUAAGAACUUUGCUUCAGGAUGAGAACAGAAAUCGUGCUCUGGCAGCGCGGCGGCGGCAGCAGGAGGCCCCGUUAACUAAAGUGGUGCUUCAGGUUAAGAAUAGUUUCAGGUUAAGUACGGACCUCCGGAACGAAUUAAGUACUUAACCUGAGGUACCACUGUAAUAUGGAUAUAAUGGAUAUUGGAGGGGAACCCUCUCUCAUUUUAAUCACCAAUAAUUGUAAUGUCAACAAGUAUUGAUAUUGAUUCUGCAUUCUGCUGAAUGUGCAAUUUAUUAAAUAAAUACUUUUGCAUCCCACCUUUUGGAAAAUUUCUCACAAGAUAACACUUUUCUAGUGUCUUCAUCAUGGAAGUUAUAUAUCAUGACUUAUGAAAAUUGUCAAGAACCUUGCUGGUGGCAUUCAUGACCUGGUGACCUCCAAAUUGGGCUACUGCAAUGUACUCUUAUGUGGGUCGUCCUUUUGAGAAUGGCUUGGAAGCUUCAGCUGGUACAGAAAUCUUCUGCUUUUUAUGAUCAGACUUGAACAUGUUGCAGAAUUCCGAAACAUCUCCAUUGCUCAUCUUGUAAGUUUUUCUGAAAGUGCUAUUUAUAGCCUUUAAAGUUCAAAUGGCCUGCAUCAUGAUUGUGUUGAAGAAUGCCUCUUGUCUCUUCCUCACACACCCAUUCUAAGAUCUACUGACAAUUCUCAGCUCUUUCUGGGAGCUGAGACGACAUGCUAGAACAAGGCUGGAGAACCUGCAGUCCAAUGACAUCUGCUAGGCCAUAGGUUCUCUAUUCCUGUGCUACAAGGAUCAAAGCCUUUUCGGUGGUGGCUCUGCAACUAUGGAUUACAGUCCUUCAGCAUAUCUGUGUUCUUCCUUGGUCUUGUUUUAGAGAAAAGCAAAAACACGUUUUCCAGACAUCUGGGAUUCAACUGGAAAUGUGUGCUUUUCUGUGUGUGUUGUUCAAAAUAUUUUAUAACUUUGUAUACGUAAUGUACUCCCGAAUUGUAUAUAAACUGCUUUGGGAACAUUUGUGUUAAAAGAUAAUAUAGAACAGCAAUAAAAAUAUACCUUAACCUGUUCAGAUUAAUAUAAUCAGCAGAAUUCAAAGAGAUGUGUUUAGCUAAUCAUCCAAAACAGAUAAUUUAAUUACUCAAAUAUCAAGUUUUGUAAAUCUGUUUUCACCACCCAUUAAGGAUGUGGGCUUUAAUAAAUGGAAGCUUCCUGGUUUUGCCUUGUAAAUAAGGCAGAGGAGUGGUCCAAUAGCUAGAAAUUUUGUGGAAAUGGUUAUGUGGUGAGGACAAAGGGUCCAUCAAAUGGCCAUGUAAGACUGUUAUCAUGCUGCAGUAUACGUGGCUGGCAACAAGCAGCCAUGACAACUCCUUAGCGACUCAUACUUAGGCCAUUUCUUCACCAGGAAGCUAGCCUGGUUAUUCCAGGAAUUUUCUAUCUUUGUUUAGAUUUUAACACUUGCUGAAUCCAGGAAUUGGAAUGGUCUCAGCAUACAGCCGGAACCCCUUACCCCUUAUUUUAACUGGUGUAUGGAAAACUGUGUUUUUUCUUACUUCAUUGCAAUUUUGAGAUGGAAUGAUUUCCUUGUAGAGAAAUUUUCACUGAAAACCUUGUUGAGGUAGUGGUGAUUUGUUGAGGUAGUGGUGAUUUGGCCAUAUCAGACCAGCCUGUUAUAGGCUGCUUUUGGAUGAUUUUAGGCACAUGAGUGAGAUACAAGUUUAGAAAAAGAAUAGUAUGUAUGAAAGAAUAUAUAUUGCAUUAACAACUCUGAUUUUCCUAUAGUUAACAGAUGGGAAUGAUAGAAGAGGAAAUUCAGAUGUUAAAGUUAGCAUCACUGGUCCACAGAAAACAGUUGUAGGUACCACCUGUGCUGUGAAAAACAACUUUUCCUAUGAUAGAAAUGAAUGAUGAAGUUAUCUUCUAUUUCUAGCACUCAGUUCUUAUACAGCCCUCAUUCUAUAGUUGCUUUGCUUAGCUCUAGUGUACUCUCGCUAGUGUGAUCCAGCCUGCAGCAAAUUGCUUUUGAUUCUUACCACAGUUUCAUUAGGAGUUAUAAGAGGUCUGACAUCGUAUAACUCUUUGGGUGCAGAUCUUGGACUAGUAACUAUUUUGCAGUGUAUAAAAAUGAAGAUUUAAAUAAUACAAAUGGAAUGUUCCGUUCUAUUAACAGUUUCAAGAAAAUAUACAUGACUUGGUCAAAAUGUACAUUUAUUGAUUUUUCAAUUAGAUAUUUUAAUUCUUAAACCUAUAUGAUCCUCUGAUGUAGCAAGACUAUUGUAUUGGCUUUUUGUGUUCAUAUAUUAUGGAAAUUCAAGAAUCAGAAAGUUUGCUAACUACCAACACAUAAUUUGCUUAAACUAUAUAUAUAUAUAUAUAUAUAUAUACACACACACACACACACACACACACACACACACACACACACAUAUACAGGGGCAUUUAUUUAUUUUUAAACUGAGUAGCUUGCCACAACAGAUGCAACAGAGCAUUGCUAACUCUGCAUUUGAAAGCUCUUGCAGUUAAAUUUAAUAACUACUUUAGGGGUUUUUUUUUAGUUUCUGUGAACACAUAUUACUUAUCUUGAAUUUCCAGAAAAAUAAGUGCACUCAAAUUGCCAUCUCUACCAUGACAAUCAUUGUGCCUGUUAUUAUGUUCAUCAACAGGGUUAACAUAGUGUGAGUUGCCCACAGUGUAAUUUUAUUUUGCUGCUAUGGCAAGUGGCCAAAAAUAAUACCAUUACAUAUGAUAGUAAUAGUACCCAAAUGGACCAGAAUCUACAAAUAUGGGCAAGAGCAUUUUUUAAAUCUAAUCUGAUGAAAAACCUCAUUCUGUAGAAAUAUGAGGCUCUCAAAAAUCCAGCACAGCCAGUCCUAACACCCUCCACUGCUUCUGAGCUGAGAGCUGAGGAGGAAGCCAGAGGUUCCGCCCCGCAGUUUUACUGGAUCUUGAAAACACCUUGAAAUAUACUCAGAGUCGAGAGUGGAUUUCAUGCUCUUUAUUCAGCUCAUAGUGGUGAGGAGGAAUGAAAGUCCUGUCAAAGUAUCUGCUUUAUAUAGAUUAUUUACACAAUGGGCUGCACAUGAUUGGCUAAUUCCGGAAUUCUCCUGUAGGCCAAUCAGGUUGUGAAUUCACUUCCAUCUGGAGCUGGAUUGGGUGGCUCCUGCAGACCAAUCAUACUGCUGCAUUGUUCUAGGACCAAUCAGACUGCUGCAUUCUGAAUCCUAUUGUUCUGGGACCAAUCAGACUGCUGCAUUUUGGAUCCUAUUAUUCUAGGACCAAUCACACUGCUGCAUUUUGGAUCCUAUUCAACUCACUACAUAACACACCUGAAGCAUUUUCAAAGCUGUGCAACAUCAAAGAUGAUGCCUUCAGGCAGUCAAGAUGUGCGGACCUCUGAAUAUGGUGCUUUGGCAUAUUUGUGGUAGUUGGAUAAGUAGCUUGGCACAACAUAUACCAAAGGAGUUUCAGAAAAUCAGUAUUGUAGAAACCCCAAACGUAAGUAAUUGUCACAUUAGUCCUAUGAAUACAAUUCUAUGAUUCUAUGUUUUCUUAGAAAAACCCCAGUGUGUUCAGUGGACCUAGUAAGUGUGACUUACAAUCAUAGUUUUAAACUGACAGAAGGUUUGUUUGUUUGUUUGUUUGUUUGUUUGUUUGUUUGUUUGUAAGUAAGUAAGUAAGUAUUUUUAGUCACUGUUUAUGUAUUUAUUUGCUCAGCAUUCAAAAUUAGCCAGGCACCAGUCACAUUUUGCAACAGGGAGCUGGCCUUUUGCAACUGGAUGGAGAUGUCCGGAUGCCACCCUUGGCAUCUAGCAUCUCCAUUUGCCUGGCUGCAGUCGCCUUGUCUGCUGGGCACAGCAGCAGCAAAAGACACACAUCUGUUGCUGCCACACUACCCUGCAAACCACCGGAUUUGCCUGGCAGCAAUCAAUCAAUCAAUCAAUCAAUCAAUAGCUGCUGAUGAAUCAGGUUUCUGCAGGGUAGCACGAUAGCAAAAGACGUGUCUUUUGCUGCAGCGCUACCCUGCAAACCACCUGAUAAGCCUGGCAGCAUGUGUGUAUGUGUGUAUAUUAUUGCUGCUGGGCUGCCUGGUCUGCUAGCGUGGCAGCAAAAAUAAUAAUAAUGGCGCCUAGGCAUUUUGUUUUGGCACCCACAACCUAGGUCCCAGGAGCCACAGGGCUCCUAGCUUUCCUAUCCCAGUUUCUAAAACUAUUUGCUUGGUAUUAUUUGCUGGUGUUGUCUUUUUAUAUAUAUAUAUAUAUAUAUAUAUAUAUAUAUAUAUAUAUAUAUACAAACAAACCUUUACUGUAAUUAUUCCACUAAUUUUACAGAAGAGUGUUCGAUACUAAAUUUUCUGUUAGUGUGCUAAUGAUACCAAGGUCAGAAUGAUUAUGUUAUACUGUGUCCUUCUUAGCUCACUUAGUGUAAUAAGACUUCCUCAUUAGUUCUGUUCAGCCAACCUUCAGUAUUGAUAGUAUGACACUUAUUUCCUAAGGCUUUGCCUCCAAGUAUUUGGAUUUCUCAUGUGACCAUUCUCACUAGCAUUCAAAGUACUUCUACCUAAGUUUCCAUAUAUUUAUUAUGCUUCACCCUGCCCCACAAUUGAAUAUGUUUCUCCCCGUCACCCCAAAACUUAGUUGUCACCCUAUCAGGGUUAGGAGUAACCGGGUGGAAGAAAAUGCCAGUUUCUCACUUACUCUAGUUCACUGACAUUUAAUUCCUCCUUCUAGUAUUGACAGUGAGCUUAAAUGCAGCCUGUGGGGAAGAGCAGGGAGAAAAGGGGGAAAUAUAUAUGGUGCAAGAGGAACUAUUGGAGUGUAAUAAGCUAAGUGCUGAAGACACAGCGGGCAAGGCAUGGCCAACAGGUCUUAACUAUUUGGAGCAACUGUACUGUAUAUUAAAUCUACAACUUUGUGUUCCCCCUAGGCCUAGAGCAGGCUUCCUCAACUUGGCCCUCCAGAUGUUUUUUGGCCUACAACUCCCAUGACCCCUAGCUAGCAGGACCAUUGGUCAGGGAUGAUGGGAAUUGUAGUCUCAAAACAUCUGGAGGGCCGAGGCUGAGGAAGCCUGGCCUAGAGGAAGGUGGAGCAUAAAGUUUUAGAUUUAAUACUGUUGCUCUAGUCUAAAUGCUUAUGAGAGGAAGAGAGUGAAAGCUUCCACUUUAUUUCUCCAAGAAUAACUUAAGUUUGAAGAUGUAUUAUCUCUAGUUAGCUAAUGCUGAUGCUUAGUCAUCCCAAAUGUUCCCAGUGGACCUGCAGAACAGAGCUGGGGGUCCUUUGUCCCUUCAGAUGUUGUUGGGACUCUAGUUCUCAUCAGUCACAGCCAAUGGUUAGUUAUGAUGGGAGCUGUGGUCCAGAAACUUCUGAAGGACCAAAGGUCCCCCAGCAUUGGUUUAGAAUGUCAAAGGAUAAAAGCAGCAUCCUAAAUUGAGCCCAGAAACGAAUAGGCAGCUAGCAUAAAUGGCACAGAAUAGAUGUUACAUGAUCCAAACACCUAGUGUUCUGGCUGCUGCAUUCAGCACCAGUUGUAAUAGCCAAACUGUCUUCAAGGGCAGCCCCAUGUAAGGUGUAUUACAGUUAUCAAACCUGGACAUAACAAGCCCAUGUGUAAACCGAGGCAAAGUUGAGCAAGCUGGUAACAGGCACACAGUACGGAUGAAUAAAAUAGUAUGGAUGUUGCAUAGUAUUUUAAACUGGAUGAUCCUUCUGUAUGGAAUUAGUGUACUAAAAGAGUAGUGUUGGUUAAGCAAGCAAAAAAAGAUGCAUCUAUUCAUUUAUUUGAUAUACUCUUGACUUGUGCAGUUUGUAAAUUAGAGACUGAAAGAAAAUGGUUCUCCUCAGUCUUUUCACUUAUAGUAGUCUCCUAUGUCUUGUUGCAGUUAUUCAGCAGCUGAAAGUGUUUUAUAUAUAUCUUGACAAUCUAGAGCAGACUGUCAUAGCUCUGUAUUUAACACAACUUCUAAAAUUUGAAAGCUUAGUGACCCACAGUGAUUUAAUUGGUUCUUAAUAUAGUAUGACAUCGAAUAAGCCAAAAUCUGACAGUGGGUUUCGUAUGUAUACAUGAAGCCUAACCUCCUAGCAGGGUCUCCUGAAAUGAAUUGAAGUUUCAGAAUAUCAUCUUGCUUGAUUUCACCAUUUGUUCGUUCAUUAAGCAGACCAUUUUCAGAUUCUGCUAAUCUGCAGUUUAUAUUUUCAUUCAUUACAUUUAUCCUUCAUCUUUCUCCUAGGAGCCCAAGGUAGCAUGCCUGUUUCUUCCACUCCCCAUUCCACCACAUUUUAUCCUCACAACAUCUCUAGGAACACAAAGUUGGCCCCCCAGAAAAUGCAAGCAGACAGUAAGAAAUGCUACUAAAGAAUUUGAGGAGCACAUUGCUAAAAACAUUAAGACCAACAGGAGUAAGUUCUUUAUAUAUAUAGCCGUUGCCCGUCUAGGUAUGCAGUUGGACUGAGUUUUGUGAGUGUUAUUCGGCAUUCCCCUCCCAAAAAAGGUCAACAACUCUGGGCAGUCCUCCCCAAAAGCUGAACCAACUCUGGGCCAUCCCCCCCCCCCCAUUUUCUUAAAUUGGAGUCCCCAAAAGUAGGGGUUGUCUUAUAGAAUAGAAUCAUAGAAUCAUAGAAUCAUAGAGUUGGAAGAGACCACAAGGGCCAUCGAGUCCAACCCCCUGCCAAGCAGGAAACACCAUCAGAGCACUCCUGACAUAUGGUUGUCAAGCCUCUGCUUAAAGACCUCCAAAGAAGGAGACUCCACCACACUCCUUGGCAGCAAAUUCCACUGUCGAACAGCUCUUACUGUCAGGAAGUUCUUCCUAAUGUUUAGGUGGAAUCUUCUUUCUUGUAGUUUGGAUCCAUUGCUCCGUGUCCGCUUCUCUGGAGCAGCAGAAAACAACCUUUCUCCCUCCUCUAUGUGACAUCCUUUUAUAUAUUUGAACAUGGCUAUCAUAUCACCCCUUAACCUCCUCUUCUCCAGGCUAAACAUGCCCAGCUCUCUUAGCCGUUCCUCAUAAGGCAUCGUUUCCAGGCCUUUGACCAUUUUGGUUGCCCUCCUCUGGACACGUUCCAGUUUGUCAAUGUCCUUCUUGAACUGUGGUGCCCAGAACUGGACACAGUACUCCAGGUGAGGUCUGACCAGAGCAGAAUACAGUGGCACUAUUACUUCCCUUGAUCUAGAUGCUAUACUCCUAUUGAUGCAGCCCAGAAUUGCAUUGGCUUUUUAGCUGCCGCGUCACACUGUUGGCUCAUGUCAAGUUUGUGGUCAACCAAGACUCCUAGAUCCUUUUCACAUGUACUGCUCUCAAGCCAGGUGUCCCCCAUCUUGUAUUUGUGCCUCUCAUUUUUUUGCCCAAGUGCAAUACUUUACAUUUCUCCCUGUUAAAAUUCAUCUUGUUUGUUUUGGCCCAGUUCUCUAAUCUGUCAAGGUCGUUUUGAAGUGUGAUCCUGUCCUCUGGGGUGUUAGCCACCCUCCCAAUUUGGUGUCAUCUGCAAAUUUGAUCAGGAUGCCCUUGAGUCCAUCAUCCAAGUCGUUGAUAAAGAUGUUGAAUAAGACCGGGCCCAAGACAGAACCCUGUGGCACCCCACUAGUCACUCUUCUCCAGGAUGAAGAGGAACCAUUGAUGAGCACCCUUUGGGUUCGGUCAGUCAGCCAGUUACAAAUCCACUGAGUGGUAGCAUAGUCAAGACCACAUUUUACCAGCUUCUUUACAGGAGUGUGUUAUACAUAGAAAAAUACAGUAUUUAGGGUUAAUUCUGGAAAUGUAUACUCAAUUCUAAUGUAUAUUGUGCUCUAGGAGGCUUAGUUCAUUCAGAAUCGAGGAUAAACUUUCAGAGUUAACACUGAAUACAGUGGUACCUUGGUUUACAACCAUAAUCCGUUCCGGAGGUCCAUUUGUAAACCAAAACAGGUUGUAACCAAAGAUGUGCUUUUGCCAAUGGGGCCUCCAAAAAAAUUUGUUCGUAAUCCCAAAAAAAUUGGGUUGCAAACCAGGACACGCACUUCUGGCUUUGAGGUGUUUGUAAUCCAAAGUGUAUGCAAACCAAGACGUAUGCAAACCAAGGUACCACUGUACAUGACUUCUGGUAAAGGAGCCACCUUAGACGUUAGGGGGCCAUGAAAAUUUGUGCCCCAGACUUUCUAGACUUGUCUACUCAUGUACUAUUUGAAACCCAAGGGGCACAUUGGUUGCCAGAUGUGAAUCCCCCCCAGCUCUCCCUCCCCCCCACUAAGAGCGGUCUUGUGCACAGGCCCUGCUUAUGAGCUUCCCCCAGGCACCUGGCUGGCCGCUGUGAGAAGAGGAUUCUGGACUAGAUGGGCCAUUGGCCUGAUUGAGCGGAUUCUUCUUAUGUUGAUAAUAUUCUUUUAAAAGUGCAAGUUUAAACCUUAUGUCAUUGUUUAGACUAGUAUUACAGUAGCUAAAUUAUGAUUAUGCUAAAAAAAACACACCACCCGAUGCCAAUAUUAAGCACCACUUCUCCUCACCCCCGGAGUAGAUUAGUAUGCUGAUUGUCGUAAUACUUCUGGAUGACACACGUAUAAACAUUUCCGUGUGAUUUGUCCCUGUAAAAAUAAAUCAGAUUCCUAAGUUACUGCAUUGGAUGAAUUUCUGGUCCCAGCCCCAAAGGAAAUGAUGAGGUGCAAGUCUCUGCUAUGGCCACACGGGGUCAUCCUGAGACUACUAAAUGCAAGAAAUGUAGGGUUUCCACCAAGAUUCCUUCAUUGUUUAUAAUAUUCAGUAACCCAAGGAUUAUGGAAGAACAAUUUGCAGUCAACAGUAUGUUUAUAUAAAUGAUACUAUGGAUACAAUUUUCUGUCUAUUUGCUUACAAGAAAUUAAAGUUACAUCAUAACAAUUAAAAACAAAACACAUAGUAAGUUAAUAGUAUCUUAGUGGGCUUUGGAAUUUUUGAGGAAGAAAUGCCCAAGCUUUUAAUCUUUUCCUAUUUGAUCCAUUGUAUCAUGUAACUAGACUCCAGAAUUUUUAAGUCAUUCAUGUUGACUGUGUUUAUUAUGCUGAGUAAACUAGGCACACUGAAAUUGAACCCUUAUCUUGGUGCCUUGGCUGCAGUCCUGUAUGCUGUUACGUAACAGUAACCCCCAUUAAAUUAAGUGGGAUUUACAUCUGAGCAGACAAGUGUAAGAUUUGGGCUGUUGGUAAAGCAAUAACACAUUCCUGUUUGCUCAUGUAAAGUAAUGUUCAGUUAUAUAAAAAUUACAAUUAAUUGCCAAGAUGCAAUUCAUGUUGAUUAAAAAAAAAUGAGGUGGCUGAAAAAGAAUGUGCAUAAGGGAGGGAGAUGUAUUUCCUUUCAGUGGAUGCUGUAUGUUAAGGAUUUUUUUAUGCCUUGUCCUUAAAGAAUGAGAGGAAUGGGAAGGACAUGUACAAAUAUUUUUAGUAGUGUAUAUUAAGGCAAUCCUCAUUUAAUUCAAAUGCUCUUUGAUCGGGGGGAAAAGUGUAAGACCACAAAUAGUAAAGUCAGCAUUAAAAUCAGAAAGCAGUGCAAAUAACAGACACAAGCAUACAAGUGUUGAACAAAAUGCAUUAAAUGAAAUGUCUGAACAUAAGACUCUUGGUCUUUUCAAAGAAGACUGCUAGGCUGUGAAAACGUGUGGAGGAUCUAACCACAAUUGGAAAGAUAUUUUCAGGUGUGUAGGUAUCAUUGCUAAGCAAUAUGUACUUGAACUUUAUUAUAAGGAUUAGCAAACCAGUGUUGAUCUCAUCCUGUUUGGUUUUGCUACACACACAGACAUAUUGCCCUCAGGCAAGAGGUUGGAAGCUUUACCUCGGGUUACGUACUUAAUUUGUUCUGGAGGUCCGUUCUUAACCUGAAACUGUUCUUAACCUGAAGCACCACUUUAGCUAAUGGGGCCUCCUGCUGCCGCUGCGCCGCCGGAGCACGAUUUCUGUUCUCAUCCUGAAGCAAAGUUCUUAACCUGAAGUAUUAUUUCUGGGUUAAUGGAGUCUGUAACCUGAAGCGUAUGUAACCCGAGGUACCACUGUAUAUGACAUAAUAACAAAAUAACUACUUUAUAUUGACAUAGCAAUUUAAGUCUAACUAUUCAGAACAAGGACUCAAAGGGGGAAGUGCACGAGUAAGGCAGGUGUUAACGCUGGAGUGGGUCAUUAAGAACCCCCAGUGCUUGAGGCAAUACUUCCUAAUAUGAUUUCAUAUUUUUUCUACAUUAAAUAAAUACUGACAAAUAAAUAUCUUUGUUAAAUGAUGCUUUUACUGAAAUUAAGGCUCUUUCUGUGCUGAGGUUGCCUGUGUGUUAUUUUAAGACUAGAGAUCAGAGCAAUCCAGCUCUGUUUGUCUUCUAAUGCCAGCGUUGGGAUUCAUAUACUGGUGCAUAGAUCCUUACGCACAGCAGCCUGUCUGCAAAACUCUGUGCAUGCUCAUUGUGCUAGGCUGGGGCGGGGCAGAACAGAACGGGACAUGUUUUGAAGAGAGGGCCCAUAUUGAAGAAGUCUGAGAGAGACUGCUGUAGACAGAAGAAAGCAAGAGCAAGCUUAUUGGGCAUGUUUUGUGUGGGAAGAAAUAGGCCUCUAUAGUGGAGUGGAUGGAUAUAACCCACGUUUGAGGGUAGAUUUACUCGGCUUAGGCAAUCCAUGCUAUGUCAGCAAUAAUACCCAGCAGGAAAAUAUUUAAUUACAGUACAGUGGUACCUCUGGUUACGUACUUAAUUCGUUCCGGAGGUCUGUUCUUAACCUGAAACUGUUCUUAACCUGAAGCACCACUUUAGCUAAUGGGGCCUCCUGCUGCCGCCGCUCCGCGAUUUCUGUUCUCAUCCUGAAGCAAAGUUCUUAACCCGAGGUACUAUUUCUGGGUUAGCGGGGUCUGUAACCUGAAGCGUUUGUAACCUGAAGCGUAUGUAACCUGAGGUACCAUUGUAAAAUAAUUCUUAAGAAAAUAGUUAUUCCCCCUCAUCUUCAUUUUUCACUGCUUACAGGACGUUUUUGCUUUUUUGUGUUGUAAACUUAAUUUGAGCCUAGAGUUGUGAACAUUUUUUUGGUGCUUUUUUUGGUGCAACAAUGGUAUUCUAUUAAUUUUCUGUGGAACUUAAUUCCGUUCAUGUGUGUUUUGGAUCACAGCCUACCUACCACCUGAUCCUGUUAAGCAGUUUUCACUAUAAUUCUAGAAGCGAUGGAUCUAAAUAGGGUCUGUAACCUGAAGCGCAUGUAACCCGAGGUACCACUGUAGUUGCUUUCAGAGUCUUCCGACUGAAAGGUGGGGGUUUUUUUAAAUGUGUUCUGCAUCUUUAUACAAGUAAUAUCUAGGUUGGAUGACUGUAACAUGCUUUAUAUCAUGGGUGGGCAAACUAAGACCCGGGGGCCAGAUCCGGCCCAAUCACCUUCUCAAUCCGGCCCGCAGAUGGUCCGGGAAUCUGCAUGUUUUUACAUGAGUAGAAUAAUAAUAAUAAUUUAUUAUUUGUACCCCGCCCAUCUGGCUGGGUUUCCCCAGCCACUCUGGGCGGCUUCCAUAGAAACCAAAAAUACACUAGAAUGUGUGCUUUUAUUUAAAAUGCAUCUCUGGGUUAUUUGUGGGGCAUAGGAAUUCGUUCACCCCCCCCAAUAUAGUCUGGCCCCCUACAAGGUCUGAGAGACAGUGGACUGGCCCCCCUGCUGAAAAGGUUUGCUGACCCCUGCUUUAUAUGAUGCUAUUCUAAAACAGACCUUACUUACCUGAGUGGUUUGUCCUGUAAAUACUGAUUAGGCUACUCUUGUGUUGUUAAAUUUCGCAAAAAUAUUUUGCAAAAAUGUGACAGUUGGAAUGCUUAUAAAAACAAGAUAAUAAAAAAUUAAGUAUUUAACUAGUUUUUAGGUACUUGUUGUGAUUUUGCUAAAAUGGGUUUUUCCUCUUUUGAUGUUUAUUAGCUGUAGAUGGAUUUCUGAAAACUGAUGAAAGACAAAGACUAGCCAGGGAAAGAAGAGAAGAAAGGGAAAAGUACCUUGGUAAGUUGACACUUUUCUUCCUUGAAUGUAUCUGGACAGCCUACUCUGGGGAGGCAUCCUUGAGGAUCUAGGUGGCAGACUUUAAGCCUAAUUUUCCAGAGGUUGGGGGCAUGUUCCCUAGUCUUUCCUGCACUGACGAUGGCUCUGGCCUGUUUUCUCAGUUUAGAAUCAGAGGCAUUUAUUUUUUGAAAAAAUAAAACAGGGACUGCUAAGCAUCAACUGCAUAGACCUCCUCUAUGUGCCCUGCUAGGCCAGACUAUUUAGGAUAGUUUGGCUUGGGAAGGUUCUUGGCAAGAACAAAAGUUCUUAGGUCCUCUUCCAUACAACAUUCACCCCCCAAACCUCAGCCUCUCGCCUUCCAGUCUGUAGGGUGGUGGACUUCUCCAGUUAGCUGCUUACGUGUUUGAGGAAAGCUUUACUUUCAUUUAUGUCCAAGGUUAUCAAUUGUUACUGAAUUUUCCACUUAACGAUUUAGAAGAGUUGAACCACUUGACUGCUUCAGUGUGUGUGUGUGUGUGAGAGAGAGAGAGACAGAGAAUGUACAUUUGCACUUCAAAAAACCCAAGCCAUGCUAGUGGACCAAGACUUCCUUUUUUUGUAUGCUGUGUCAUUCUCUUUCAAUAUGUAUGGCACUUCAUAGAUUUGUAUUCUACAUCAGAAUAGGAGAAUCUCUCUCUUUAUUGAAGCUGCUAGGGAACAGCAAAUCUUGGAAAAAGAAAGGAGAGCAAAGCUUCAGUAUGAAAAGCAAAUAGAAGAACGAUGGAGGAAGCUGGAGGAGCAGAGGCAGAGGGAGGAGCAGAAAAGGGCGGCUGUUGAAGAAAAGAGAAGACAGAAGCUCAGAGAAGAAGAGGUACGCAGUGCUUUAGCAUCCUGUCCUGGAGGUGGGGACCUGUUUCAGCUGGUUUGGAGCAUGCCGAACCUUCUGGGAGCCACAUUACUAUAGGAGGUGGGGCAAAACAAAAUACCUCAUCAAAAUGAAAAAAAAAUAUUCACCUGUGCCACCCCUUGUCACAAAUGCACAUUCCCCAACCCUCUUUCCCUCUCUUGCUCUUUUUGUACACAUACGUGCUUACAAGCAGUCACACACUCAUUCACACACCCUCUCUCAGUAGUGGGCAGCUAGGUGGGGUAGGGUGCUGACCUGACCUUUAAUCGGCUGCUUCACAGCUACUUACUGACAGGUAGAGGAGGAGGUAGAAGUGAGGUUAGUGCAGUGCAAGCAUACCAACAAAGUCAAUCCAUUGCUUCCUGGAUUGCAGAUAGAUGCAUGUCCAUGGGACUCACAUAGAGGCAAGUGUGUAUGGGUUAACAAAAAGAAGAUGCUGAGCAACAGAAGGCCAAGCUGUAGAUGUAGAGAUCAGUAGUAAUAACCAGCUAGCGAUUCAGCUGCAAGUAUGAGGUGUGUUUUUUUUUAAACAGCUGUGGCUCUUUUUGCUGAAGGGGGAGGGAGUGGUAUGCAGAGAGAUGCCACCAAGUGACAUUAAACUGUCUGGUGCCAUUAAGAUGCUAGACAGGCCUCUGUGACACAGGGUACCAAAUGCGGCGGGCAGGAACAAGGUGUAGGUAGGCAAGCUGCUGCAGCAUGUCUAGAUCUGGAAGUUGGGUGUCACUGAGAGAUGGACAUAGGAGUUGUUGCACUGGAUAAUAAUGGAUCAGUGACUGCAUGGGCACAGUAGGGGCUUGGAGAGACUUGAGAUCAUGGUGGGUGGUUGCUCUAUCUUGGGAGCAGUGGGAAGAUGAACCUCUGUCAUCUUUCCUUUGACUCCCAAAAUUGUAGGUUAAGGUUGGUUGCCUAGAGCUGUUUCUGUGAACAUUGAUGCAUUGAUAGCUGCUCUGAGCCCGGCCUUGGCUGGGGAGGGCGGGGUAUAAAUAAUAAAAUAUUAUUAUUAUUAUUAUUGAGGGGGGGGGACACAAGUCAUUUUUGAGUUUUUUAGAAAAGCAUGCUGUGGCUCUUCCUCGUUGAUGCAGUUUUUUGGUAAUAGUGAGAGUUGACUGGGUUACCUUCUGAACCAAUAAGUGCUUGGCCUUUGAGGUGCAGUUUAGCCUUUGGGUUUGGCUUAUGAACGUCCUAAAUGACUACCAGUUUCUCUAAGUCACAAAAAGCUUAACUUGGACAGCAUAUUGAUAAGUGACCCUUUUGUCCUUUAUCAUGAGGAUUUAUUAUUCAGGCCCAUGCCUAAUAUGUGCUAGGCUUUGUACAAAAGUAACAAAGUACAAGUCAUUGCUUACCAGCUUUGCAGUUGAUGUGUAAGUUAUUGGUAAGAACCCACAGAUCACUAGUUCGGUUCCCAGAAGUGGGUCUAUGUUAUUCCUUGAAAGUCUGAAAGCCUUUCUAAGCAAACCAACAACUUCACCUUGCCGGUAGGAGUAUCGUUUGUUAUAAAGCCACCUGAUGUUAGUGUUCACCCUGCAUGUAGAAAGCUAACCAGUUAGUGAUAAAACACUUCUCUGUGAUGAAUAGGUUUGCCAUGUGCACUGCUCUUAAAAUAAGCUGUCCCUCUCAUUGCAGUCUUGGGUUUUAUGGGUCCAUGAAGGGGACUAUACCAUAUGCCCUGGCUGGAUGCUUGAAUCACUUACUCUCCAUCCCAUAUUGGUGAAACGUAGAAUUCAUUUACCAUGUGAAAAUUUACUGUAUUUUUAUUUUGCCCUUCCUCCUGUCAAGUCACUCUAUUUUAUCCUCAAAACAAUCCUGUAAGGUAUAUUAUCCAGAGAGAUUGUGACUGUGAGCUUUGUGACUCAGCAAAGAUUUGAAUGAUUGUUUCCCUGUUCCAAAUGCAACACUUCCAUUGGACAAGGAUAAACAAAUACUACCCAUGGAAUAUAAAAGCCAGGUCUGAAAGUUCAGUAUCAUAUUCCAGGGUUGCCAUCUGCUGUGUGACAAAGGAAUGUUACUUGGGAAACAGAUCAGGGGGUGGAGUGUGGGGUGGGAAGACAAUUUAUAGGGAUCACCCUUGGAAGGAGAAAUUAUGAGGGGAGAAAAAAUGGAGUUUUUUUUUAUUUCCCCCACCCAUAAAAAAACUUGACACAAUUUUAGCUAAUGGAAAAAAAUUAAUGAAAACACCUAGCUAUAGUAAAUAAAAAACAUUAAUUCUUAAGUUGCUUAGCGGGUUUUCAGGUUCUUGUUGCUUUUUUUGAAAAAAAUAAAAAUAAAACGCCACCAAACUGGUGAUUGCAUACAUUAAAGGAAGGUUUCUGUGUGAUUGGAAGGAAUCAUUGCAGCAACUGAGCUUCACCACUGAGGCAGAAGACAUAGCUCUGCUGAGAUGACAGAGUUAAUGCUUUCUCAUGCAUUAUUCUUAAACAAAUUAAGCCCAGACAGAGCCACAGCAGCAAUCUUGCCAGCAGGAGCAGAUGCUUGGAGGUGAUGUAACUUGUGUUGCUAACUUCAGCCUCUGUACUGACCUCAGUAGUGACUGCAGACAAAGGAUACAUAUAUUUUGAGGUGAGUGGACAUGCCAGUGCCUUCUUUGCUCACUUCUCUUUACAGUAUUGGUAAAAGGACCAUUUUGAGCACUGCUUGUAUGUACAGCCGGGAUAAAGAUUGAGUCUUUUUCUCCCCCCUCUCCCUGUGACAAGGGCUCUUUAAGAAAGUCAGACCUGGAUUCAGUUGUUGUUGCUUUCUGCAAUAAUUGCUUAGGAACGAUUAGAGGCUAUGAUGCGGCGAUCCAUGGAAAGAAGUCAGCAGCUGGAGCAGAAACAGAAGAGAUGGUCGUGGGGAGGAGCACUGGCUGCAGGCUCAGGCGACAGAGAUGGUGAGUGAAGCAGGCUGGCUGCAUUGCAGAUUCCAAACUGCAAAGGCUUGGGAUUAAAAAAAGAAAGCUGCAAAAUCUGUUGUGACAGUAGACUGCGAUGUGUAUGGGAGGGGUUGUCGAGGUGCAUCAUUCAAAAAAGGAUUUUGAGACUGCUUACUGUAUUUCAUGCCCUGGUAUCUUAUUGGAAAUGGGCCAACGCCGAAGUUUCUCUACGCAGAUUAUAUACCGGGCGUGGGGUAGGGGGAAUUAAGACACCAUGGAAAAUAAACCACUGCAUUGUCAGUGGCUAUAGGCUCUGUGUGACAUUGCAGAACGCAAUUUAUUUUUAGCUCAGGCACUCCUAAAAUCUCAGGGGAGACUUCUCCAUGAUUGUGCAGUAUUUACUGCUGGAAAUGAAUUGUUCUCUUUACCCUUUUUCUCUAGCUGCUCUCUUUUCGGUUCCGUUUCAAAGCAAGCUUCCUUUUUUUUAACCACCAACCAUGUAUUAGCUUUUAUGUUGUUCAGAAAUCAUUUAAAUUUGUUGUGAAUUCACCAGCUUUUCCCAAUAGGUUUUGUUCAUGUGAAAUAUCUCCCAAGUGAUAAUACAGCUGCCCAAAAAGUAUAAGCAUCCCUGUUUAAGCUGAAGUCUUUGGUAUGAUCCCUCCCCCCCCCCACAAGGCAGUACAGAAAAAGGAGAAGGAUGAUCUCUUAACAUUUCCAGAAACAGGCUUAUUAAAAUACCUCCUAUAUUGUUUGGGAUUUUAAUGUUAUUGAUGUGAUCUAUCACCUCUUUGCUCUGAUUUUUUCUGUUGUUGUGUAGGUGAAUCAGAAAAUACCCCACCCCCUCUAGGUUUAGCUGCCAACACCCUCCUUCCAGACUCUGUGGCCUCAACUGCUGCUGCUGAUUCCGCCAAUGGUAUUUGAGAGUCUCACAGUGCCAUAGUGUCGUUUAUCACUUUUAACACAUCCACCAAUUUUGUCCUCCCCCCUAACUUCCUGUGUGUUCUUUGUUGUUUCAGUUCAAUCCUUGACAGCAUUGUUACCAGAAAUUCUGGAUUCAGUUCCCCCAAGCGUCACUGCUGCCAUUUCUUCGGGGAGGGGAACCUGUGGCCAUGUAGAUGUCGCCGGACUACAAGUUCCAUCAUCCCUUACCAUUGGCUGUUCUGGCUAGGGCUGGUGGGAGUUGGAGUCCUGCAACAUUUGGAGGGCUACAGGUUCCCCUCCCCUGGCUUAGAGUUUGGGCAACACAAAUGCUGUUGCAAUGGAGGCUUUGUGGCAAGAGGGCUUGGUGGAUUGCACCCAUGAACUUCACUGUCUGGUGUUGUUGUUUUGUUAUAAACGAAGCAAUGCAUGCUUGGCAUUCCAACGUCAUAAUGGUGAUUUGAAUCCUGUUCCUACUAGAUGUUGUCAAGUUCAUUUCCUUUUUUCCUAAUGUGGGACAUACACGUGCCAUGUGUACUGUGUGCCUUUUGAAUAGCUUCUCUAGGUGGGGACGGGACUAGUUUAAAACAUUUCAGUUACAAUGAACAAGUUACAAUAUGAACAAGUAGAAUUAAUUCCCAGUUACCUUUAGGAGCCAUGCACCUAUCACCUAAUAAUAGAAUGGAUCGUUAUUUGAACCCUUAUUUUGAAUUAAGUCCAAUAAGACUGUUCUGGGGGUUCUCCUGGCCCUCCCAUAGUGAAGUGCAGGGGGCAUUGACAUGGAAUGGAAGGGAAGGGAAGGAGAACCAACCAACUGAGCAGAAGGGGGUAGCUUCAUCCCUAUCAUUGGUCUGUUUCCACUAGAUAGAAGGGAUAGGGCAGUGCAGUGUGACAGUGAAGCAACACGACCCUCUCCUGCACAGUACAUUUGACCAAGCAGAAGUAAGCAAGGGGAGUGCAAUCCACUGCCUUCUCCCAAGUUCUACAGGUGUGCACCUAGAACCUAGAGAUGGGGAUUGCAUGUCUUCUGAGUUGCACAUAGCACAAUUGCAGACCACCCCCCAUGAAGCUCUUAAUCUCAGAGUUGUGGGUUCAAGCCCCACAUUGGGCAAAAUAUUCCUGCAUUGCAGGGGGUUGGACUAGGUGAUGCUUGUGGGUCCGUUCCAACACUACAAACUCUAUGAUUCUGUGACUUCCUUAGUCAGGUGGCCCUAUGGGUCAUUGUGUCUGGCUGUUAACCAGAAGCUUGGUGGUUUGAGCCCAACCUCUGACUUCUGUGUCCUGAUGUUCUUAACAUCUAGAGUUUCACACCUUCCUUUAGUCCCAUCCAGGAUAAUCAGUGGUCAAGGAUGAUGGGAGUUUUAGUGCAGCCUAACUGGAGGGCCACAGGUUCCCCAACACUGUUCUAAAGCUCUGAAUUGUUUGACAAUUGUGGGAAGUCUUCCAGCGUCAACACGGCGUAGGCAAAAAGCAGGAUAUGUUUGUCGCAUCACUGUUGCUUAAAUAAAAGUAGAGUUAAUUUUUAUUCAUUUUUGUUGUUCUUUAGUACUAUCCCCCCCCCCAGUCACUAUAAGAUAAUCUUACACCAUACUGUAACACUGAAAUGUUUGUAAGCCAAAAGUCUGUCUUGAAUUAUACCUCACAGACAGACAGGGCGAGCAGCUCCAGCCUGUGGAUUUUAUCAGAUGUGCUUUAUUCUUUGUGCUGAUUCAUUCACAAGGUCCACAGUAACAAAAUUAAAGGUUAGCUGUGGGAGCAUUUGGCACUGUGGAAUGAAUAUAAAUGUCUUCAAUGCAUCUCUCUGCAGCAUGUGACAAACUUUCAGCUUCUACAAUGAAUCUGCCAAAGCAAAUGGAGUCGCCUAUCAAUAAGCGCCUCUCCCACUCCACAGCAACAAUAACAUGUUCCCCUGACAGAGGCAAGUGAAUGUGCUGCUCAUUGUCGCACCAGAAAUGAUCUCUCUCCUUUUGUGUUUAAAGUGCAUCUCUCUUUUUCUCUCUUCUCCAUCCCCAGCCCCCCAGCCCCUUCCUUUCUCAGUUGGUUAAUCCUCUGAAGGCAGUAAUGUUUACCAGAAAUCACUUCACUUUUCUUUUUUUGGUUAAGUAUAUUAAGGAAACUUUCCCUUAGAAAACGAAGAGUCCUGUUUUCAGACAUUUCGGUAUUGCUUAGGUAGGAACUUGAAAUUUUAAAACAGGCAUCAAAGCUGCUUUUUCUCUCUCUCUUCAGGUAUAAAUAAAAUUUAUUAUUAUUAAAACCUCGUCCAUUUCAGUAGUUCUAAGAAGUAUAGCCUACAACCAUAGUGGUUUGAUUUUUAAUUUUGACAUUUUUCAUUACCAGAUAUGCCAAGAAACAAGUAUUUCCCUUAGGGGAAAAUUUGGAUGGCUAAUAGAUGGCCUCCAUUGUAUACCUGUGGCACUCAAGCUGUAGGACAGGUCACUCCCAGAGUGGAGUACCUUGUCGCAGUAGAUGCGCAGGUGGAUUUCUAGGCAAUUGUGGAACUUGUAGGAAAGGGUGUCCCGUGCCUCUUGAAUCUCACUGAUCCACACAGUAUUUGUGGAGUUAGCUGCAUGUAGGAGAAGAGCAGCUGCUUUGUUCUCAUGACGGUUGCCUGUGUGUUAUUUUAAGAGUAGAGAUCAGAGCAAUCCAGCUCUGUUUGUCUUCUAAUGCCAGUGUUGGGAUUCAUAUACUAGUGCAUAGAUCCUUACGCACAGCAGCCUGUCCGCAAAACUCUGUGCAUGCUCGUUGCGCUAGGCUGGGGCGGGGCAGAACAGAACAGGACAUGUUUUGAAGAGAGGGCCCAUAUUGAAAAAGUCUGAGAGAGACUGCUGUAGACAGAAGAAAGCAAGAGCAAGCUCCUUGGGCAUGUUUUGUGUGGGAAGAAAUAGGCCUCUAUAGUGGAGUGGAUGGCUAUAACCCACGUUUGAGGGUAGAUUUACUCGGCUUAGGCAAUCCAUGCCAUGUCAGCAAUAAUACCCAGCAGGAAAAUAUUUAAGUACAGUACAGUGGUACCUCUGGUUACGUACUUAAUUCGUUCCGGAGGUCUGUUCUUAACCUGAAACUGUUCUUAACCUGAAGCACCACUUUAGCUAAUGGGGCCUCCUGCUGCCGCCAUGCCGCGAUUUCUGUUCUCAUCCUGAAGCAAAGUUCUUAACCCGAGGUACUAUUUCUGGGUUAGCGGAGUCUGUAACCUGAAGCGUUUGUAACCUGAAGUGUAUAUAACCUGAGGUACCAUUGUAAAAUAAUUCUUAAGAGAAUAGUUAUUCCCCCUCAUCUUCAUUUUUCACUGCUUACAGGAAGUUUUUGCUUUUUUCUGUUGUAAACUUAAUUUGAGCCUAGAGUUGUGAACAUUUUUUUGGUCCUUUUUUUGGUGCAACAAUCGUAUUCUAUUAAUUUUCUGUGGAACUUAAUUCCGUUCAUGUGUGUUUUGGAUCACAGCCUACCUACCACCUGAUCCUGUUAAGCAGUUUUCCCUAUAAUUCUAGAAGCGAUGGAUCUAAAUAGGGUAUAACAUCCAGUCCUGUGCCUGACAUUCAAUGCAGAGCUAGCUGAUUCUGCUCCCAUUUGCUACGUAAUCUUUCUCUUAACUGCUAACUAUGGCCAGUGUACAUUUGUCCUGGACUCCACAGCUCCUAUGACCCGGAAGCUUAUUAGUUAGCAGGCAAAAAGGGGCUGGAAGAUUAGUUUAGCUGUAUAGCAUGGAGUAGGGCAAACUGCCAGGGUGCUAAUAUUGCUGACUUCAACACUGGAAGGAAUGGCUUAGAAUUAAUAUUCUAGCACUUGUUGCUCUGAAACUGCUGCCUCCGUGCAGCACUUCAUAAAUCAAGGCAUUCAUUAAUAGUUCUAGCAUUAUCUAACCUACAAUAUCACUGCUUAUAAUAAACCAUACCCUUCGACACAAAUGUGUCUCGUAUAUUAAUGAAGAAGUGUGGUAAAUCAUAAGGGAGGCUAAUACGUUAAUGUCCAUUCUGCUUGUUAGACCAAAUAACACAUAAGAUACUCGGCUGAAAACACUGAAAAUCGAAGCCCUCCUAAGAAUUAAAUCCAAGGAUUUGUGGUUCUCAAAGAUGCCCAGUUAUUUGUUCUUUUCCCCUUCGUUCAUUUUCGUUUGGCCAUUCAUUAUAUUUGUUUGCAGCUUUUUGAAGUGGCUUUUUUCUUAAUGUUUUUUGUUUGUUUCCAUUCUUCAGCUCAUCGCAUGCACCUUAGUCCAAUGGAAAACUUUAUUAUUUCUCGACUAUUGACUCCCACACAAGCUUCUUUAGCCAGAAGCAGAAGUACAUUAAUGCUUUCUGAGCAAUACAGUGAUUCAGGUAAACCUAAUGUUUUAAGGAAUGUAUUAGGCUCAUAGAAAAAAAUAAUUCAAGAUUCCCACCCCCGGUAAUUUAUUAAUCUUAUUCCACAUGUAAUAAUAAUCCUUCAAAAACAAGGAAAGCUGCAGAGUUCUAUCCAGGAGUUUUAUUGCUUGAUUGCCUUAGCAAUUAUGUUGAAGAAUGUAACAUUUCGGUUGGCUAGAAAGUAAACAAAUAACAAAACAAAUUUAAAAAUUGUCUAAAUAGUGAUUUAUAAUUAAGCUUAACUCAAAUUUCUAGGAGUCUAAGUAGUAUCCAUUCAGAUGACAUACUAGGACUUUAAAAGCAGUUUUACUAACGCUAAACAAGACAGUAUGAUUUCCUAGCCAGUGAACUACUCUGAUUCAAAGUUAGUUAUCAAACUAGUAAUAUCUGUACCAUGUAUCACUUUUAGAGCUGAUUUCUCCAGUCCUUAGGAUACUACUUUAGACAUGUUUCUGAAUCUAAAGUGGUCAUGAAAAAUUGACCGAUAACGCAAAUAAUUCUCAACAAGAUAUUUUAAUCUGUUAGGAGUGGCCAGAUCUUAAAAACCUGUCAGUAGAAGAACUCUUUAUUCCUAUGGCCUAAAGUUUUUAAGCUUAGUGAAGGCACUUCAGUAAAUGUGUGGUGGUUGUAUAAAGAGAGAAAAUAUGGUUUAUUAAUGUGUUUGAACAGUUUGUGUUUUUCUGUUUCUAAUAAAGAUUGCCGUUCCUCCCCCCUUUUUUCCACCCUCGCUUUCUUUGUCUAUGUUCCCUAUUGCUCUGGCUAUUGUACUAUAACUCUUUAGUAUUCCAUAUCUGUCCUCGUGUAGCGCCAGCUAGCCCUCUUAAAUCUCCUUACAAGCCUUCGCCCACUCGAAGUAUGGAGAGAAAGAAGGCAGCAUCUGCGUCAACAUCCGAUGCAAUGAAAGGAGCAACUGCAGUAGAAGUGCCACAGGUGGGCUUGAAACUUGGCCGGACCCAAGAUAGAUGCUCUUUUUAUUUUUUAAGUAUAUUUAUAAGAUUGUUGGGUAUUCUGUGGGUCAGUGUUUAAAGAGUAAAUGGCCUCUCUGUUUCUCCUGCUUCCAGCCACUCUGUUGCAACCAUUCCUCUGCUCUGUAGUGAUGCUUGCACUAAGUUCUGUUAUGUUGAGAUGAAGGGUCACGUAUUUAGGGAGUCUGUGUGUCUGGUGUGAUAUUGUAUUUCCCAUAUGGGAAGAGUUUUUUGAAACUUGAAAUUAGAUUAUAAGAAUCUGCGACUUAAAAGGAUAUAACCGUCAGUGCAUUGUACCUUUUAAAGCGCUGGCUUCAGUGCUUUUAAGGUUUUUUUUUAAAAAUAUAUCUGAGUGCAUCACUACAAAUAAUUUGUUUUGAAAUUUGAACUUUCUUUCCUGCGUCCUAACUCAGCAGAAAAAUAGUUUAGCUUGUAAGAGCUAAAGUAUGCUAAUGCUUAAUUGGGGUAGGUUUUGACAGUUUCCCUUGCUGGUAGAGGAUUUGUUUUGUGUUUGUUUCAGCUCCGCGUGGCACUGCAAAUAAGAAGGAAAAUGUUUCAAUGCAUUCAUGUACAUUUCUAAUUUUAUAAUAUUUGUGGACACUAGGGUGCGCUCUUAGAAUUCUGUCUGAUAACUAACCAAGUACCACAAGGGCAAAACAAUAAGAGUAACACCCUGUGUUAUUUUUCUUCUUCAAUAAUACUCAAGUAUAUGUAUUGAGAAGAAUAAAUUAAUAAUUAGAGCAGGUGGCUAGGGGUUAGCACUAGACGUAGUCAAAUGCCAGAGAUAUGUUUCUGUAUAGUGCAAACUGCUUGAUAUAUUUUGCACUAGUUAUAACUACAGUACUUAGAAUAAUGCAUGUGCAAUUUGCUUGAUUGUUCUUCAUCAAGAGUAAUUCAUGCAAUAGUAAGGUACCAUGUUUUAAAAAUGGUUGCAUGUAUAGGACUCAGGUUGGUAUGAAUUCACCUAAUUUUAUUGUACUGUUAUUUUUAGUUUAAGUUUGGAAAUAAGUCACAUUGAAAGUUUAACAUGGAAAGAUAGGAUACAAGUAAUUUAAAUAAACAUUGCUUUCUUCAAUGUACUGUAGAAUUUUGGGCAUCAGUGGAUAUCACUUGACCAUUCGAAAGUUCUUACGUAAUGGAAUAAGUUGCUUUCACUUGUAAAACACUAAAAUAAUAAUAUGAGAUGCUAAGUCUCUGACCCACCCUUCAGAUCCCCCAGAACUUAAGCUUCCCUCAAAAAUUCUGCAGAAGUAUUACUAAUAGUCACAAGUUGAUACUUCCUCCCAAACCUUGUUAUAACUCCAGUUUGUUUUGUUGACCAAGAAACACAGCAGCAGUUGGGAGGGUGGGAUUUAUAUAUUUUAUUAAGGUUCUUCUGCAUCUUCUCUUGUAUUUCAGAGCAUUGCGGCUACACCAGUAGCAUGUUUUGACUUCUGCACCCUCAACAUUUCACAAAUAGCAAACAGCUUUUAAAAAUUCUGCUCAAUUUCAAAAGCAGGUUGCCCUGCUUGGGUUUCUAUAUGAUACUUUGGAACCUGACCAUUGCUUGUAAAAUACCCUGAGAGAACUCUAUGCAAGGGCACUUAACUGAACUAUUUUGCCACUGCAGUAUUUUGAUUGUCUAAUAUAUAUAUUGUAUAUUAUAUUUGUGUGUAUAUAUAAAGAUUUAGUGGAGCUUUGAUGGCCAUAGGGGGGAAAUGUUGCAAGCUUUCACAAUACUUGUUUAAAAAAAAUAAAAUACAAUUUUGGUUUGUACAUACAAGUCUGUUUGUGGGUAUCUGUGCUAAAUCUGUUUCAUCAGAUGCCAAAAGUACCUGUCUUUCGUCGUCUUCUUUUUUAAGAAUGAGAAGAAAAAGAAAGAGAAGCGGCCCACAACCCCUGGCACAUCAUCUGGUUUGGGAUCUCCUCUUAGAAGAUCUGAUUCUCCAGCAGCCAUGUCCAAGCGAUCAGGUUCACCUGCAACUCCUAAGUAAGACAAUUCAGCAAAAUCUGAUUGGCUCCCCUUUUUCCCAUCCUCCCUCACAGUCGCUUCAAGGGUCAACCAGUCUCCUUCAGCCUUCCCCUUGUCCCUAAAGCAGCCAGUGGGAGAAUUAGGGUCGGAAUUCAUCAGAAUGCAGUUUCCCCUCUGCCUCAAUGAGCAGUCUGGUGCAGGGGAAAGAAGGGAGGGCAUAGGCAGUUUUCAAGAGAAAAAUGCCAGUCUUAAAGUCAUCAGUUUCAUUAUCACAAUAUAUCUGAAGAGGAAACCAGCAAUUUCCUGAACACAGGAUUCUAAUCGUGUUGAAUCAUGUUUUUCUUUUUCUUUUGUUCUGUAGCACGUUGAACAUCUGUUGCUACGGAAUAUUUCCCAAGUCAAUCCUGGCCUAAAUUCUUUAGAGAUGCCUAGGCUGCCAAUAAAGUGUCUUAUUAUAUUUAGAGGGCAUAGAUGAGUAAGCAAGAUUCAUCACUUAGCUUGAUUACAUUUGUCUGUUAGCAAUAGAACUGACACUUUUCUGGGAACAGCCACUCACUUCCAGUGGCUCAGAACACUUUGGACAGUUACUCAUGGCGCCACUCCUGGUAGCAGUCCAUCACAGGCCACUGCCACCACUGGGUAAACCUGCUUAUGCAUGAGAUGAGGAGGCUGUCAGCUGCCCCAUCCUGUUCACAUGGGCUUGGUUGCAGCUUUACAUGGCAAAGUUGUGUCAUGGCCUGGAGCCUGUGAGCAGAAAAUGAGUGCUGCUCCAUCCUCUCCUUGCAGUCAUGUGACUUAGUAAUGAACCAGCCACUGCUAUGUAAAUUUGUGAGCAAAUACACUGCCAGGCAAGAGAGGACAAGUAGUGGUGGGUUGGUUGACACUGGGUGAGGGGGUGGGUGGGUUGCUGAGCGUGGCCUGUCUAGGCAGUGGCGUAGCGUGGGGGGUGCAGGGGGGCCCGGCCACACCGGGCGCAACAUCUGGGGGGGGCGCGCUCGCACUCGCAGCUCUCUGCCCCUACCUGGCUCACUCACUCUCUCUCACUGCAGUGCUGGCUGUGCGAAUCCGAUCCGAGCCGCUGGGUCGCCGCCCACUGUGGAGGGGGGUGGGUGCCAGGCGUGCGGUGCGGAGAGAGAUCGAGGGACUAUCUGGGGGAGGGACAGUGCAGCGGCCGCCCAGCGCAGCGCUGAGCGCGGGAGAGAACCACACCAGACCUGACCAGGCAGCAGCAAGAAGAAGCUGGCAGCGGCGGCAGGUUAGGGGUUAGGGGGCGCAAAUUACUUGCCUUGCCCCGGGUGCUGACAACCCACGCUACGCCGCUGUGUCUAGGACCCACAGACUUUUGGAGUCUGGCCUGGGUUAAAAAAAUGUUCGCUGAGGAGGAAUUUAUUUUUCUGAUUGUAUCCUUAAUUGGUUGUAAAACCACUAAUUUAAUGCACCCAGUCCAACUAUAUCACAGAAAAUAAUGGUAGCUGAAGUUAUUACAAUGGUACCUCAGGUUAAGAAUUUAAUUCGUUCUGGAGGUCUGUUCUUAACCUGAAACUGUUCUUAACCUGAAGCACCACUUUAGCUAAUGGGGCCUCCUGCUGCCGCCGCUCCGCGAUUUCUGUUCUCAUCCUGAAGCAAAGUUCUUAACCGAGGUAAUAUUUCUGGGUUAGUGGAGUCUGUAACCUGAAGCGUAUGUAACCUGAAGCGUAUGUAACCCGAGGAUCAUCACCUACAUCAGAUGGAGGGGAAGAGCAUAAAAGCAGCAGAAGUAAGGAAUAGCCAAUUCUAUGGAUGUGGAACCAGUUAGAGGGUAGUCAUGUAAGGGUUUAAAGUGGCCAACAGCUGGAAUGUUGCCACUGAGGGCAUAUAGGCAGAGCUUGCUUCGAUGUCCUCUCAAAAGUGCCUAUCAAAACUAACUGGCAAGAGAGCGCUGCACAAGGGUGCAGCUGCUGCCGCCGCCGCUGUUGCUGUUGAACUGCAGACUGACUAACAUUCCUGCUGGAUACAUUGAACUGGAAGUGCAGUACUUUAGAUCCUCACAAAAUUUGUAAAGGUUAUUUUCCAAGGCAAUUUUGUUUGGAAAAGAAAGAGAGAGAGAAAUAGCUCAUACGUAAGCAAGGUGAACAAGCUAUUAUGUUACUUCCUGCAAGAAGCGCUUUGAUAAAGCGAAUAGCAUAGCAAAGAAAAAAGUAAAAAGGAGGGAAAGAUGUAUACGGCCAAAAGGAUCAUAAACAGAAAAUAAAGGGUUAAUCGGAAACCAAGAAAUGCUGACUAGAGGACAAAAGGGACAAAGAAGUUUAUCUGCCUGAAAUUAGAGCUGAGUCAGAAAGUGGUAUAGAUAUUUAGUAAUAGGGUGGUGUCUACAAAAAUCUAUAGAAUCAGCUGACGGGGGGGGGGGGGAAAAAUCACUUAAAAGUAGAUACUGGUUACUUUAAAAUAGUAAAUGUCCCAAACUGUGUUCCCAGUCAAAAACAGAUAAUAUAAAUUCAGAAGUUCUUUAAAUGUAUUCUACAGUGUCUCCCUCUUUAAAUUAUUUUUACUGAAGUUUUCAACAGACAGAUAACAACAGCAAAACAAGCACAGAAUGUAAUACUGCAGUACAACAGUUCAUUGAUCAGUCUGCAUCACUGGACAGAAUUGAUCUGCAAAAUACUAAACUCAAUAUAGACCACAGAAAAUGUGCAGUAGUGUCUUUGCUUAAUUGUUAGGGCAUAUUCUCACACAAACAAGAUGAGAUAAACUUGUCUAUUGAUACAAGCCCAGGGUAUGUUUGUCAUAGACUCAAUCUCCCCCCCCCCCCGGGAGUAAUGCUUCAAGUAUUUUCAUGUUUUGUGAGCCUACCACAUUGCCUCAUGACAGUGUAAUUUGUGUGAACAAGUAUGAAAUGGAUUUGCUGUUAAUCCCAGUUGGCACAAUUUCUCUCUCCCUGUUUUUUUAACAGACUAAUUUGCUGCCUGGCGCAUGAUUUGUUUCUUCCGAAUGUUUUUGGUCACAGUCCUGUUUUGCCUAAGAACAGACAGUCUGCAAACUUAAUCCUCAUAUUCUAUUAUGUUUGCAGCUUUAAAAUAAAAUAAUGUUUUAUUUGAUGUAAAAGGGCAAAGAGUGGGAAGUGGGAGAAAUCAACCAAGGUUAAGAUCACUUAACAAUUGACCUGUCCUUCCUGGGAUCUGUUGGUAAUACAGUACUGAAUUAUUUAUUUGAAUUUAUUUUUAGAACACUUACAAAGACUUACCCACAGUCUCCCAAAACUACUAAACAGUAUCCGGCUUCUCCUGUGAAACACCGUGCCACUUCAAAUCUCAACCAAGAAACGCCUAAGAAAAGGGCAGAAAAGCAUAAAGACCAGCAAAGGGAGACUGCUGGUCAGAAAAACCAGGGGUCACCUGGUGAAGAGGCUGUAAGCCAACAUCUAGCUGAAAAAUCUCUGCCUUCUGCAGGAAAGACCGAAAGCAGUGAAGGUGUGCCUUUUUUGCUUUUGCCUUUUUGCUUUUGUUUUGUUUUUGCUUCUGCUGUAAUACCACUUAACUCCUUAUAUAUCAAAUACGGUAGCUAGUUCUAUCAUUUCCAUCUUUGUGGCAAAGGAAAUUUGCAACUGAUCCAGAGGAUGCCAUAAAUGCCUUUAUCUUUAGAAGUCUUCAUAGAAUAUUUAGUUAGGUCUAGUAGGUAUAAUGUCAAGAAUAAACUAUUGGGCCAUUGGUAAGCAAAACGUAUUGAGAAGCCAGACGUCGAUUCCUGGAUAUUUCUUGUGCCUUUUCUUGCUGUGGUGUCAACCUCUCUCAGUACAAUAACAUGCCCUGCUUUACUAAAGAUAACAUGAAUUGUAGGUGCAAUUAGAAAUACUAUUUCUUUUAAACAGUGAAACAAAGGUUUAAUUUAUACAACUAACUGAGGUAGUUUCCUGGGGGAAAGAGCUGUUGUUCAUUUCACUUUGAUGCAACUACCUUGAUAUACUUUCUAGAUAUUCUUCUCUGCUUACUAAUUUUGAGCCACUUAUUAGUACAACCUUAACUAUGUCCAUCAAAUCCUGUGCUUUACACACAUUACAUUAACACAUGUAAUGACAUUAUAUUAGUUGGCAUCUGUUUGUCUUGGAAGACAAUGAACGAGUAAGUGUCCCUUCACAGUGCCUGCUGUGGCUGUAGAGACCAAUAUAGGAGAGACAUCUUUUGUUACAGCUGGGGCAGAUGAAGGCAUCUGGCUCUGCUGAUCCAGCUGCACCAUGGCGUUUCUUCUUUCUACACUCCUCCCAGCAGCCGUUCCUCUUCAGAUCACUGCUGUGGAUACAAGACCUGAUUGUCUCCUGAUUGUUUGGAGUUUUGUUUUUCUCUGAAUAUGAAGCAGUUUAUAAAUGCUUUAAAGAAAUGAAGAGAAGUGAAAUUCCAUUGAACGUUUAGGUUGCCCAGUGUUUCCUGGGCUGCAGUCUAUAAUGUUUUAACCGGAACAACAAAUUGUUUAGGGAAACUUGCAGCAGGAACUACUGAUGCUGAAGAAGCUACAAGGAUUUUAGCAGAGAAGAGGCGCCAAGCUCGUCUCCAGAAAGAACAAGAGGAAAAAGAAAAGCAGGAGAGAGAAGAACGUGAAAGGUAUUUUCCCUACCCCAUCCCCACUUCUCCAUUAAUAACAGCACACGCUUGGACAGCUUCUCAUUGCUGCUGUUAAGAGACCUUUUAAUUAGUUUCAGUUUCAGAGAGUAGUUAACAUGGAAUGAAUUAGUUAACUUCUCUAAACUAUAGUGAGUCCAUAUCCAUGAUUUCCCAGAACUGGAUCCCCCAAAAUUUAGGGCACAUCUCCCAUUUCCCAAGGAAACAUGACAAAAGUACACACUUCUGUGCAAUAUGUAAGUGUUAUGCAAGGUAUAGCUCCCUCUGCCAGUCCUGAAAUAAGUAUUUCUGUGGCUUUUCAGGCUAGAGAGAGAAGAGCUGAAAAGAAAGGAAGAGGAAGAGAGGAUUCGCCGGGAGGAAGAGGCUCGCAAGAGAGAGGAGGAAAGAAGGCGUGAAGAGGAAGAAGCUAGGAGAGCAGCGGAGGAGGAAGCUAGGAGGAGAGCGGAAGAAGAAAUCCUGCUAAGGGAAAAACAAGAAAAGGAAUUGCAAGCUAUGAUUGAGAUGCAGGUAUGGCCUUUUGGAGGUAUAAGACCAUAUGUAUUAUUUAAGAAGUGUUUUGAUUAUGCAGCCCUUUUCAAGAUAGAGCCUAAUAUUUCAGAAUAAUAAUUAUGUUUUGUAAAAAGCAGAAAUGUGGUACAUAAUGUUUCUGUAGGUUUAUCAUAGAUGAACAUACAUUGUUACUUUUUAUUCAGAGUCAGACCACUGGCAUAUCUCUAAACCGCUCUUGGUUUCCUGGAAGUCUCAUGUACAGAUCUUUCCAUUAUCCAUCUCCCGUGAUCCAUUAUCAUUUCAAUACUUUGGGGUUUAAAAUGCAGACAUCUGUAUGCAAGACAUGUCCUCUGCCAUUGAUCUAAGUCCAGCAUUAUUAAGCAUGUCACACAUUAUGUAGAAAGUGUUAAACCUCAGGUGCCUAUAGUUACUGCCCUUUAAAAUGACAUACAUGCUAAAUGCUAACUAUAUGUCCUGACUUAGAUCUGUUAGCUCUUUGACUUUUAACUACAAUUCCAUCAGUAUGGAUGGGCUUUGUACUGCUUAGAGCAUGUUUAAAUCCCUUUUCCAGGUGGGUUUGCAGGGCCACCUGGGAAUUGUCAUAGCUCAGUAGUUGAGCAUGUGCUUUGCAUGUCAAAUUUCCCAGAUUCGAUCUCAGCCACCUCUAGGUCUGUAUAGACAAUACUGAAGUAAUUCGACUAGCGCUCUAAAUUUCUAGAAGGCAGCUCCCUGUGUUCUUAUACCUUUCGGGGAACUGGUGGCACUAGCAAGGCUACGUCCACUACAGUCCGGCACACCCACAUGGGAAGAUGAGUGGAACCACAACCAUUCAGGAAAAAAUAGCCCACACAGACACAAAACCCUAGCAGAAAGCUUUGGUGCUAUAUUUUAGGGAAAUACUGUCCACUCACAUUUUCUGGAGUCUGGAAAGUUGUCUGUGAUGGAAUGAAUAAGGUGGUUUAUUUUUUGGUGGCUUAUGUGUGUUUAAUUAGAAAGAAGCAGCAGAAGCGAAGGCCCGGGAGGCGGCUGAGCAUCUGCGUCUGGAAAGGGAACAAAUCAUGCAGCAGAUAGAGCAAGAAAGACUGGAGCGAAAGAAGGUAGAGAAUUUGUCCAUAUCACGGGUGACAGCAUUGUUACUUUUGUCCUCAUAAGUUUAUCAAAUGCAUCUGUAAAUUAAAGGUGUCCUAGACAAGAGAAAAGCUUGGUGAUGUAGUUGAGAUCCUAAUGUCAAAUGUAAUUGUUCAUUAUUCUGUUCAAAAUUACGAUCCUCUUCAGAUUUGGGAGCAGCCAAUUGGUAUGCAUGGGAUCUGCCUACCAGUUGCAACCUUUCUGUAUAGGAUCAUGGUUAGUAGGGCUGUAAUAAUCCUACACAGUCUCUAACACAUCCUUUUCCAUCUUGGGUCCCCAUAUGGUGCUACAACUACAACUCCCCUCAUCUCUGACUACUGGCUUGCUAGCUAGGGAUGAUGGGAAUUGUAGUCCAACACCAUCUGGGGUCCCAAAGUUGGUUGGGAAAGGCUACUCUAACAAAAGCAGAGUUAAAAGAUAUUUACUCUGUUACAUGUAUGGCAAUUGUCUUUAAUCAGAUGGUAUGAAAUUGCUGGCACUGGUGACUUGCCAUUGCAUUUUCAUUACAUAGAUGAACCAUAUUAAAGAGAACCAUAUUGGAAGAUUCUAACAGCAGUGAUUCAGAAAUAUGACUUUGUGACAUUGCCUUAUGUGGCCAGCCCAAGAUUUAUACCUUAUUUGAGCCUCACAUGUCUGUAGAAUGGGGAGAUCUUUCUUCUGUGCUAUAUAUUGAUGCAAUCUCAGUUAGCUUAGCACUUUCAGUUUUGGAAAGCAAAGGAUAAUAAACAACAUAAUCAUUUUCUUUUUCUUUUCAGAGAAUAGAUGAAAUAAUGAAAAGGACAAGAAAAAGCGAAACACCAGAAAUCAAGGUGUGGAACAGAAUUUCCUUCCUUUCCUUGGAAGUGUAGAAUUAUGUAGUUCAACAUACAAUAAAUGCCAUUGCCCCAGAAAUCUGAAGAUUAAUCUUCAUUUGUAAUAUAAGUGGCCACUUUGGGCCCUCUUAGAAGGGUCACAAUUGUUUCUCUCUCAUAUAAACAGCAGAAGAAACCAAAUAUGUGCAAACAUGGGGCAACAUAAUGGCAAAUACUACCUUUCUUAAUGCCUAAGGGGGAGAGCUGAAAACAAGUGUAUUGUGCCUUCUAUCUUAGUUCCAAAGUACACAGUUCAUGCAGCAUUUACCUCCGCUGCUACAUGGAGGAAAGCAACUUAGAGAGGGCAUUUUGGGAAGGUAAACAGCAGGAACAGAAGUAUUUGAGCUGUCCCCUCCUCCCUCCCAUCCUGCUUUUUCUCAGCUGCAGCUACUUGUGGCUACUUUUCAGUAACACAGACAGAACAGGGCAGGAAGAAAUGCAUAACUGGACGUAACAUGUAGUUUGACUCUUAAUCGCUUACUGUUCCUACUUUAUUCUGUGUACUUGGUUAAAUGAUAGCCUCUUCAAGAGUAAUGGUCAAAGACCAAAGCAAUUAGUACUACUGUGCAAAUAACUGAAGAGCUGGCUGGGGUACAUUUUGCUUGUUUAUCCUUGCAAGCCUGAUUGGUGAAGGGAGGAACUACCUGGAUCAAAUGGCUGUUGCUUCUGCAGUUAUUAGUCCAAGCGACAUGAGAGAGAAAAAACAGGGGCUGUAGCUAUUUUAAAUCCUUGUCACCUCCUCCCUUCCCACGGAGUACCUUGAUUGAGCUUUGCUUUCAGAGAAUCUGGCCCGUGGGCAGGGCAUCUCUGAUCUGCAUAGAUACCAACCUGCAAUUCCCAUAGUAAAGAUCUAAGGUUCCCAGGGAACCUAGUGUUGGUACAAGGGCUUAGAGACUGCUUACCUUUCCCACCCUGGAGCAGAUAAUGCAGACAUGAUAUAAGAAUCUUGCUGGAAGUUCUCACCCAUCUCCUUCUGCAGCCAUUGUUUUCCCUUUGUCUGCUUCCUUCAUGUUUAUAGAGAAUGCUACAAUAAGAGAUUAAGAAUGUUUUGUUACAAGCUGUAUAUAUAAAACAUUUUGAGCAAAGUAUAGCUGGUAAGAUAUAAAUGUUCAGCUGCGCCUCUGGAAAGGUCUGCAGUCAGUGAAUUUUACAUGUUUGAUACAGAAGGAAGACAUUCAGCUGGAUGUGCCAUCAUCUUUAAAUCUGGACAAACAGCCAAAGCCACCUGCUAUCAAUCAAGCAGGUAAAAAACAACACUGUAUUGGUAUUAAAUUAUGUAUUGAUUGCCUUCCAAAAUCCAUGCUUCAAUGAAACGUGCUAGAUUGUUCCUAUUUUUGGCAAUAUUUCAUGAAAGUUCAAGCGUUUGGCCUGCCCAUAGUAUUAUUCUGGCAGACACGUAGUCUCUCCCCUCCCCCCUUUUCUUCCCAACCCUAUACUGCAUAUAACACCAAUAUCUCACGACAAAUGUACUGUAACUGAUCUGUAGAAAACACAACCUGAAGAAAGAGACAAUGCAUGUGCUUUUGUAAAUGAGGAAAAUCUGUAAUUAAAAAAAUACCGUAAAUUCCGGCGUAUAAGACGACUUUUUAACCCCGUAAAAAAGGUUAAAAAGUCGGGGGUCAUCUUAUACGCCGAGUAUCCCCCCGCCGCCGCAGUAGCGACAGGCUCAGCUCCGCACCGGGAGAGAGUGGCCUGGCACAGAGCCCCCCCACUGCUGCUUCGGAAGCAGCAGCAGGGGCGGCGGGCUCCAUUCCACUCCAGGCGGCUUUCUCCCAGCGUGGAGCUGCCCAGCGUAUUAGGCAACUGGGCUUAUAAGAUGAACCCCCAAAUUGCAGCUGCCGGAAUCUACGGUAUGUUUUUUUUAAAAAGUUACUUUGAGUGAGCAUGUGCCUAGAAAUGCAAAACAUAAAUUUCAGUGCCCGGAAAGGCAAGAAAUAAACAUUUAGCACUACCCUCAUCUCCAAACACCUUCAGUAUAGUGAACAUGGAAGCAGUUCUGGAUUUGUGAGGGUCACUGCUACCAGUCAUCGUAGAAUAUACAGCAGGCAGUACUGAGCUAAGUAAGACAGACAAGACAGACUCUGUAUCAGGUAGCUUCUUAUGUUCCUAUUCAAACAAAGGCAGUAUCUCCUAGUUCAGCCAUAGUAUUUUAUGUGCCAUGAGCAAGGUGCAUGGUGGAGGCUCUCUCUCAUUUCAAUAAAUCUCCACUUCAGGAGAUGAGUAUUGAACAGGCCCUAUGGAGGUAUGCAUGAUUCUGGGCUCAUGUCUUAAAGCCUACUUACACAUUAAACUUGCCAUAUAAGCAGAGGCUGUCUAUGUGAGGUUCUGUCUCCUGAGAAUUCUGAAGCCUUCUCCACCCAGACACCAAAGACUACAGGGGAUAGAAAUAAUACACAACUGCUCUCUAUCCUUUCCCAACCAUUGAUUGUUUCCCCCACUUUUAUUCUUAGUGACUAUUUUUCUACAAGUUCCCCUGUUGAAAGGGGGGGGGGAUGGGAAAAUAAGCUACUAGACAUGGCAGAUAGCCAACAAAGUUGUACCUGGAGUAGGCCCAUUGGAAUUAUUGGACUUAAUUCCAUUGAUUUCAGUGGGUUUACUCUAAGUAUCUUAGUUGUCUAUAACCCAAUAAUGAGGAGAGCAGCUGGCUGCCACCUUUACUAAAUGUGAUUUCCUCUUUUCCCCUGCCUAUUGGUGGAGAACCUUCAGAGCUCUCACAUACUAAAUUGCAGCAUCUCAGGCUUCCCAUGUGAAACUUCAAGCUUGCAUAUUUUCAUCUUUCAGGCAACAAUAUUUAAUUGCAUUUCCUAGAGUACAAAUCCUGCUUUAAGGGUAGGAAUAAAUAUGUGGCUCGCUUUCACCAAUGAUUUCUUGUCCUGUUGCUUUUACAAUCACAUUUCCUCAUGACAUCCUUUUCAUAGAAAUGAAUGGACUAACAAGCUGCAAAGAUGAUAAAGGCCUGGGAUGUGCUAUGUCUGACUCUUUCCCUCAUGAUGUAUUUUCUAAUGGACUCAAGCCACUUAUGGGCCUUAUUCAGCUGAACCCAAUGGAUGGGAAAUCAAAUAGCAUUGAUGAUUCAACAGAUGAAGUUCAGUCUAUGGAUGUGAGGUACAUAACCAUUUAAAAAUAAUCUUAGUCAGGAUCCAAAGAACCACACAAUUUGUUACAUGUGCCUGCUGCUGCUUUAGAUUUGUGUUUUUGUAUGAUAUGGUUCAGGGAUAUGCUUCUCAAAAAAAUACUAUUAUUUUAAAUCUUGCUGAAUUUGCACAAAUAAAUCCCUAAAGUAAUUUGUAUCCUGGCCCUAAUAAUUUGAACGUUUCAUUUAUCCUUUAAUGAAACAUGCUGUGUUCUAUGUUUCUUCCAAUUUUUUUGUCAUUCCUUCCCUUCCACGGGCAUCUGUGAACCAAUAUUUGAUGCUCUUAACUAUGGUGUACAAAGGAGCAAAAUGCAUUCUGCAGCCUGAUCCUAUGCAUGUUUACUCAGAAGCAAUUCCUACUGUGUCAAAUAGUGCUUUCUUCAAGGUAAGUUGUCUAGGGUUGCAACCUUGAGUUAUUUGCCAUUCAUUAUCUACCUUCUGUAAAAUAGAUGAGCUGAAAUCACUCUUUUAUCAUCUGAGGUGAUUUGCAUUGUCAUGAAUUUCAUGCAACAUACAUGUUAGUAACCUGGUUUUCACUCUCUUUUUUUCAACAGUCCUGCUUCAAAAGAAGAGCUUAUAUCUAUUCCUGAGUUUUCACCAUUGAAUGAAAUUAUGCCUGGUGUUUCUUUGGACCAAAAUGGCUCAAAUAAUGGGAAGGCUCUUCAAGAUCUACUAGAUUUUACUGGCCAGGCCACUUACCCAAAAUUAUCAAGUGAAAGUGUCAGCAUAGAUGAUUGUAAUAAAAACUUGAUUGAUGGAUUUAAUAGUCCAGGACAGGAAACAACUCUCAACACCUUGUGUUGACAAACACACUACUACUUAGCAAUAAGGUACUAUAUUCUUGUAAUAAGUAUAAUUGUUUAGCCACCUGUUGCAGGCAGUGUUUGUGUUGCCUUCUGACUGCCACACAACUGAAAAGAAAACCAGGACUCAUGAGCCCUCUUCAGAAGUAUUGUUUGUGCUUUUAGUGAGCAUGUAAGUGGGGAGCAGGGCUGAAUUAGAUAAUACUGGCCUGUCCCUCUAUAUCAGGGUUUCCCAAACUUGGCUGUCCAGCUGUUUUUGGACUACAACUCCCACCACCCCUAGCUAUCAGGACCAGUAGUCAGGGAUGAUGGGAACUGUAGUCCAAAAACAGCUGGAGACCAAAGUUUAUAUGCACAGUGUCCCUUUUAUUUGUUCUGCUGAAAACAUUGGUAUCAUGGGCUGUGGCCAGAGGGAGAUGUCAGGAGCGUUGCUAGACAGGACAGCCUCAUUCAUGGGUUCACUGAACAUGUGAACAGUAUUUUGGAAAAGGGUGAUGGUUUUUUGUCUCGUGUGUGUGUGUGUGUGUGUGUGUGUGUGUGUGUGUUUAAAACCAUCUAAUGUGCUCAGAGCUGUUGGGUGUUGGAUAAUGGAUUGUUUACUGUUCCAUUCCUGAAUUUUGUUUAGUAGAUAGCAUGAGUAUAAUUUGGAGGCCACAUCCAGAAGGCUAAUGGGUCUGUAAUUAUGAGGGUCUGAGGGGUCUCCUUUCUUGAAGAUUAGCACAAUGUUAUGCAUUUACGCCUUGAGAGGUUGAAAGUGAAGAUCAGAACAAUUAAAUGCAGUAUAAUAAUCUGAAAAUCUGAACAAUUUAACAUAAUAAUCUGCAAAUAAAACAUUGGAUUUACGUAAACUCACUCAGUCUAUUUUUCUGAUUGACAGAUGGCGUUAUUUGGGAGAAUAUAGACACUUCCAACGCUGCUGUUGGUCAAACAAGAGCUCAUCAUUUUAAGAAGCUGCUGCAGUCCUCAACAUUGGAUAUCAUGUUCCUCUGCACUGAAUUUACUGUCUUCCCAUGUGCAUUGAUGAGCAAGUAGUCAUUUUGGUCAGGAGUGGAAACUUCAGUUUGAGUGGUUUCAGGGAAUAUUUGUGGGAGCUUUUUUAUAAUUGAGCUUUUAGCUGCUAAGAAAACAUGGUUAUUAAACAUAUACGUAUAUAUAUAUAUAUAUAAAUAAAUAUAUUAUCAGUGGGCUCCCAAGUGAGUCAGUAAAAUUUAUUUUAAAACCAUUCUUUUAAUUUUGUCAUUGAGCUAUCAGGAUUGUGUGUGUGUGUACGUAAAAAUGCACAUUAAAAUGAAAUGGCUGUUCCUGUGUUUGCCUUUCAGUUUGUUUGUGUUUUUUUUCCUCUUGGGAAAAAGUCAUUUUUUUAAUGCCAUUUAUUAAGGUGUCUUAUUGCAAAUCAAUAACUGAGAAGGCUUGGAAAAAAUAUGCAACUGCUGGAAUCCAAUAGAUUUUCUUGCAGACAGUGGAACAUUUGAAUUACCACUCAUUAAAAUAUGGCACAUAACAAUUUUAUUUGUAGUACUUUUUGAUCUGUUGGUAACUGAGUUGGCACUGAAUUGGAGCUACCACUAAUAAAGUGCUAAAAUGGAAUUAGCAAAAGCUUAUCACACUGUAUUUAAUUUUAAUUGUCUGUGGGGGAAAGUUUUAUCAUUACAUGUAUUAUAUUAUUGUAGAAGUAACUGUAUCAUGGGGUCCAGGAUGAUGAUAUGUUAAUGUUCAAGAUUCAGUGUCUGUUAUCAAUACCAGGUGGUUUUCAUUCAUGGGAUUCUCUAAUAUCCAACAACUCAGCUUCAUAUAAUCAACAGCAAACAGUAUAUAUACAUGGGCAACAAGAUAUUAUAAGGUACAUAACCACAAGUGCUGAAAGUCGUACUCCUGCAACACUAUAGUCUUAUCAGCCUCUCUCACUCUGCAAUUGUAUAUGAAGAAAGCUCUUGUUGAGAAUGCAUAGAUGUUCUGUAUAAUGUAUGAAGGGCAUAAUUCAGCCUAGUUAAGCAUUUUGAGAUCCGUCUGUUCCAAAGGGCAAGUCAAGCACUUAAAUUUCUCUUGAAUUUGAAAUCGAUCAACCUUAAGAGUGUUUAGUUUAGCCUGGAUUGUGCACAAGGAAUUUCAACUUUUGGUGAACUCUUCUUACCUUUUAUGCUGUAUUCUAUGCUGCCUAGAGGACAACUCUGUCCCGUUCUUUACAACAACAAAAAAGACAAUUCUGUUGGAGCUAAAGAAAUGGGAAACUUUUAUAUGUUGGGGGUGUUGAAAUGUAAUGUAGCUUUGUUCUCGUGACUCUAAAAAUGGGCACGUAUUGAGAAAUUAGUUAUUGAAGCUAUGUGAUAAUAUACCCAAAUGCUUACAAUAUUUAUGUUGAUGUCAUUCAGCAAAAAAUACUUCCUUGGUGACUGUGCAGUAUGUGGUAGCAUGGUAUGGUGUUCUUCCAAGUUAAUUCUGCAGUUUUCCUCAUAAACAAUAAAGAACUUAAUCAUA
Messenger RNA from Podarcis lilfordi (Lilford's wall lizard), 50592 nucleotides. Lineage: Eukaryota; Metazoa; Chordata; Lepidosauria; Squamata; Lacertidae. The record is from the annotation of a GenBank genome assembly.